Molecule: messenger RNA, 46519 nt
Organism: Porites lobata
Lineage: Eukaryota; Metazoa; Cnidaria; Anthozoa; Scleractinia; Poritidae
Source: the annotation of a GenBank genome assembly
CAGUGUCAAGGUUGCCAAUCUUGUGUUCCAAAAUGCAUAGGACCUAAAGGUGAUCGGGUAGGUACAGAGGCUUUUACAGGUGUUUUUCAGUUUCUUUAAGUUGUCAAUAAUAAAAUCACUGCAUUUUCCAGGAGAGUGAAAAAGCCAUUUAAAUGACAUAUUAGCUGUCAUUUUUCUGAUAUGAGCAAGCAAUAGAUAUUUUAAAGCUCCCCACCUUGUGAGCAGUCAAUAUUUCUCAUUUAUCUUUCUGACAAGUAAAAUAAGUCAAUUGUUUAGUGCACCUUUUGUCCUUGUAGUCUUAAGCUUACUCUGUGACAUUUUGCGUUGAUGGUUUUUCCUUGUCUCUUACCUAAAACAACACGUGAAUCAGAAACACCACUGCUGAGGGAGUAAAUUUGUUUUGGUGGGUAGGGCAUGGUAGGUCUGUGGUGAAAGGGCUGGGUUUGUUCAAAUACAGUCGACUCCUGAUAACUGGAAUCUUCUGGGGAAAUCAAAAAGAGUUUGAGUUAUCGGGAGUUUGAAGCAAAUAACUGGAAUUAUACAGAAAUAACCAAAUGGAUGGGGAGGGAAUGCAAGUAUCUUGCACACUUCAAUCAAUGAGCAGCAAGAGAUUAGAUUGAUAUUUUGAAAAAGGAAUUAAGCAACAAAGAUUGAUUAAUAUACAGGGAUGGGCACUGAAUUUGAACUGGAGUGACAAAAAAGGAAAGACAAGUAAUUGACAUGGUUGUUUUGAAAUAAGUUCAAUGUUUCAGACUUCAGUACACUGUUUUUUUCUCAGCAUGUUAUGCACUUAAAACAUGGUUCAAGUUAAUCUAUUCAGUUUAAAAUUAUAUAGACGUGAUCUGAAGGGAACAGAAAUUACUUCGAGUUAUUGGGAGGUUCGAGUUAUUUAGGGUUCAAGUUACGGAGGGUAAAAUUAAAGUAAAAGUAUUUAGGAAAUCCAGGGGAAAUUGACUUUGGUUUGAGUUAGUGAGGGUUCGAGUUAUUUGGAGUCAACUGUUGGUAGGAUUCAUGUGGUCCCCAAGAAUACAGUACCAUCUUUAAUUAAAAGUUCUGGUCUUCAUGCAGUUGUUUCACAGUAUACUCUUUGUACAAGUUUUUGUCUACCAGGUUCUAAUUUGUAGCCUGCAAGCAAGAUUUGGGAAUUGAAAGUGAGCCAGGAAAUAUUGGUGCAGGAAAAACCCCACCCUUUUGCCUCGCUUUGCUUGCCAGUAUCCUUCACUUCUCUUGAUUUUGCGACAAGUUGCUCUGACUGAAUCUGACUUGACUUUUUGGCUAAAAUAACAGCAUUUAACUGUUUAUUUGACUUUUCAAUUUAGGGUCAAAGAGGAAGAACUGGAGAAACUGGGCCCCCAGGUGUACCAGUAAGUAAAUAAUAAUCAUUACAGUGUUCACACACUUUUUAGGAGUAUUAAUUCACUUUCUUUCCAUGAUCUAGCCUGCGCCAGGCUUUCGGUCAGUAUGCACUAGUAAAAAAAGUGAAUGAGCAAAGAAAUAGUGAACAAGCAAAAAACAGCAGGGAGAGAGAAGGGAAGAGCUUGUAAGCAUCUUUUCUAAUACAUCAAUUGACCCACUACCCUGACCACUGAGGAACCAUACAUUUCUAGUGUCAAAAUGUCAAAUAACGACGUGUCAGAAGCAGGGUUGUGAAAAGAAGCCAGCUGCUGGCAAAAAUCACCACCUACUUCGUUAGUAUUGGCCAGCUAAUCUGCUUGGCAUUUCUUUACGGAUGGCAUUUUUUAAAUAAAAUAUCCCUGGACUGGCCGUUUACUUUGACAACUCAGCUGUCUACUUCAAAACUUUCUGACAACCCUGCAAAAGGUGCAGUGUAUAAGGGUUUUUAUGCUUGACAUGUUUGCUCUGAGUGCAUAAAGCCAAAUGAUUGGCGUACGUGUUGAAGUGAUGGUCCCAUUUGCCAAUCAUAGGGUGGUUGUAUAUGGGAGCUGGUAUACUGGAAUAAGCUAUUAAAAAAAAUGUUUACAUGCUCCACCACUCUAUCUCUCCCCAACCCCUCGCAGUCAUUGCACAACUUUUCGCAAUCCACUAUCUUGGAACCUGGAACAGGCUACAUGUAUCUCUAACGCUUUUUUCACGUUAAACCUUAAUUCAAUGAAGAGUUGUUUUACAAAUUCUGUCCUUAAUUACAAAUUCUGUCAGAAUAACAGCUGUUAAGGCACGUUUUAACUUGCUCAAUUUUUUCAUGUUUUCAGAUUUUUUGCCUAGUUUCUAUUCUUAAUCAGCAUGUUAAUAAGUGAUACAAUUCCCAGAAACUCAUCCAUGGCUUCACAAGGCCAUGCCUGAAAAACGGAGGGUUUAAAAUGCCACGACGUUUCAGGUCUUUUUCUAUGAUCAAUAAAUCCUAAAUAUAUUUUUUACUGCAGUAUUUUACUAGUUGGAUGUUAAAAGGGAAGAUGAACAAAGUAAACGAUAUUCUUUGAUAAAUGUACCCAGAUGGUUAAAUCGAAGUUUUUCGUACAGCAUGCCCCUAUUUUGCAGUGAUCAGAAGCUUAACUUAAGAAAACAAAUGUUCAAAAAGUGUAACAUGUCUAAAGAUCCAAAAACAGCUGAUAAAAAUUAAAGUCUUGAGCUUAGCUACGUAAGAAUGGCAGCUUGUUUACAAUCACCAAGUACAUUUACAAAGUAAACUUCCUAGCUCUCUUGUAUUUUCUAGGGCUAUCCAGGACCUGAAGGUCUUUCUGGGCCAAGAGGCUAUAAGGUAACUGAGGUUAAAUUGACAUUCAACGUUAACUGAUCGAUCCCCAAGACAAAUGUAUGACCAACAAAUCUACCGUCUUCUUGUCACAGGAAUGAACGGAUCUGAAUAGCUGUUAGUUUGAAUCAAUGCCUAUGAUAUUCUAGCCUUCGAUGACGUUAAAGGAAGAACGAAGAAGCUAGAAAAACUUACACAAGUUCAAUGCUUGUCAGCUUAUCAGCUGUUCCCGCUCCUUUUUGACAUCCAGGCUUGGCUACAAUGUUCUUGCAUAACUUAAACAUGGCGGACGUGAAGCUGUUUUCGUGGAGAGUUUGCCAUCUCUCCAGACAUUUUGCUUGCCAAGUCAUGACUUCAAGAUCUUUCUUUUUCAGGGAGACAGAGGAGAAAAUGGUCCAAGGGGUGAAAAAGGAAAUAGAGUAAGAAAAUCAUUUUAAUUUUAAGCAGUUUAUUUCAGAUUCAGCUGAUCGCUCAACUUUGAUUAUUCAAUUCAAUACAGCUGAGUUCUUUCAUGUAAUAAACAAAGGUAAGUUGUGAGAAAUUUAGUGGCAAACAUUUUGCAACGGUUUUUGUUUUAUUCAUUUUGACAGGGACAACUUGGACCUCCUGGUAUGCCAGGUCAAAAUGGCAAUCCGGUAAGUAUUAAACAUGUCUAAUUCUGGUCUACUAAGUUUACAUUAAGCUAAAGUUUAAUUGUAAUUAAACUUAAGUAUAAAACAAAUCUAAUAUAACUUUAUUAAAUGAUUUUUUCACUUUAUUUCGUGCUUUUAUGGACAAAAAAUUAAUAUAAUAAACUAAAAAAUUAGUAUAGAUUGGGAAAAAUGGUGUGGCAUUGACAUGCAAUAAACACCCACUAAUAAAAAUUUGGCACUUUGAUACUCAAAAAUAUGAGAACCUGUUUAGCCAAGCAAGAUCAAGCAUGUUCUUGUAAGUGGGUUAUGGUUUUUACAAUAAACAGUUUAACAAACAACCCUCAAAGUUAAAAUUUUUGUUCAGUGGCCAUUUGGCGAUCAGCUCUUUGGGUUUAGUCGCCAGGGGAAAGUUUUAGGCGCCAAAUUAUAAUAGUAACUUAAUAUAUCAAAAUUGUCAUUAACAAAAGCAGUUAACAAGUUUAACUUAAAAUGCAGCACUGUCAUAUAAAUUACUCGUUUAUUGUGAAUAAGGUUUGCAGAUUCAUCUCCUUAAAUCAAUACCGAAACGGAAUUGUAAAGACAAUUACCAUUUCCAUAUGUUUUUAGGGCCUUCAAUCCUUCUGUAUAAUCCCCAGUUGGUAUAUGAGAGCAGAACUUAACUCAUCCUCUGUUAAUGUGUUUAAAAUUUCCCAGUCGCAACUUGAUAGGCGACCUAUUUUUUUUUCCUGAUAUUUGUUUCGCAUUUCUUUUGCGACUUUUGUUGAUGAUGAACUUGUUUCCCCAACUAACAAAUAUUUUUGGAGAUUUAAAAGGUCGUUUUUAAUAUCGCUAGACAUUGCAAAAGCCUGACAAAGGCAGGAGAGUAUAGGAAGAUUGACAAGUUUUCUAAAUCAAAUCAUUGCUUUACAGAGAUAACAUGUGAAAAUUUUGCAACGAGUUGUACUGGGAAAAAAUGUUUCUCCCAAUCAAUUGAAAGGAACCCAAACAAAAAUGCCGCUUAUGAAAUAAUAAAUUUUCUUUUUCCUUUAUCAUCGCUACGGGUGUUUUAAAAAAACAUUUUUUGCAACAACCAUAAGCUGUCAGUUUUGCGAUGUUUAGAUUCGCUUACAAUUAUCGCUUUUGUUUACAAAACCGCGAUUCAACUUGCAGCACGGUUCACAUGUUAUGGUUAUCACAUAAUCUUCUGUGUUGAAUUUGCACCAAUUUAGCUUUCCCUCUUCAUAUUAUUAGAUUGUUUCAGUAUUGAUUCAAAAAUAUUUAUAAUAUGUAGUCCAGUUAAAAAACCACCGAACUUGGCUAGACAAGCAUUCCUAAGAUAUCGAAGAAAUCGUCACUGUCGACAAGCAAGGCGCUUCGACUGCGUGCCAUUUGUCACAUGUCAAAAGUGAAAAUGUCACGUGCAAGGCAACAGACUGAAGGCGAUUAGGCGAAUGAAUGCAAGUCAAGUUGCAUUGAUGUUCAUUUUCAAAACGCUUAGCUCUGAGACUUUUUUAAGUUUUCAAUUUAACAUGUUUUUCAACGGAAAAGUAAAAAAGUAAUGGAAUUCGAAUCAGCUAGAAUAAAUGUUCUUUAUAUUUCAGUAGAAGUGAUUACCAUUUCUGUUUCUUUUCGCCACAACACGAACCUAUUCUUCACGGUCGCCAGCUUGGUGACUAUUCUCCAAAUCAAGUCGCCAGUUCCAAAAUUUUAGGCGCUAUGGCGACUAAAAUGGUCGCAACUUGGAGGGUUGACAAAGGAGUGUAAUUUUGAGUUGUAAAUUUAAGUAUAUCAAGAACAUACUGUAGUAAACCGUAUAUGAACUGAGUAAACAGUUUUGUUAGGGUUAUAGUAAUACAAUUGUCAAUAAAUAAAAAGUUUAUUUGUUUUUUUGGUAAUCAACAAUGUAUUAUCUCCUUAAGUUAUAUGUUGACAGAUAAAAUAAUGAUAAUGAUAAUGAUAAUGAUAAUAAUAAUAAGAAUAUUUCCUAUCGUAUAGGGAAUGCCAGGGGAAGAUGGCCCAAUGGGCAUGAUGGGAGAUCCUGGCUGUAAUGGAACAAAAGUAAGUAGUAUAUAGUAACUUACAUAUAAGCACAUUUUAAUGUUGGUAUUCAGCAGGCAAAGUUGAUGCUAAUCAAAUCCUUGGUUAGAAUGUUAGCUUUCUUAACUUUUUUCUUUUAUUCACCUUUGGUUCUAGGUCUUCUAGUGCAUGUAAACGCCCUCAAAUUUUUUCAGGAGAACCCUUAGGAGUGAAGCUCUAGUUUACAAAUCAUAUUUUUUUCAGAACAGCCAUUCUACAGAAAUUAUGCAACAUUAGAUUCUCAUACAAAAACUGUAAUUUCUCACGCAUUUGCUUACUUGUCAAGAUGGUGUCGAAAACCGUGACAAGAUCUAUUAUGAUGAGUAUUCUUUCUAUGGUUGAACCUCUGCUAAGGGCCAUCUCUUUGGAACGGCCACUUUUUUUUGUCUCCAUCCAUACAUUAGGGCCAUUUAUAUGAGGAAAAAUAAGACGCGAACUGUACCAUUUAUACGAGCAUGUCUUUUCUAAUAAGACGCAUCUUAGCUAAGCGGCGUCUUAUUUUAGACGAAAUGUGCCGUUUAUAUGGAAAGUUCGCGUCUUAUAUUUUCUCGUAUAAAGGGCCCUAUUGACUCUUGUUAAAAAACUCUCUACAACUGCCCCGACUUUACAAUGGCCACUUUCCUCUGUCCCCAAGAUGGCCGUUGUUGAGAGGUUCAAUAGUAUUUCAUUUCCUUGAUAAAUGCAUGCUUCUAGCACUCAUGGUUGAUACUUUUUUAAAUGAUAGGGUGAAAGAGGUCGUGCCGGUAGUCCUGGAAACCCUGGGGUCAAAGGAGAAAAGGUAAAAUCAGAAUACCUUACUUGACAAAAUGCCAUCCUUGAAUAAGCACCACACCCUUCAGCAACAUUGUCUCCCCAAAUCUAAAUAAAUAUAAUGGAAAUAACAGCAGAUAGUUAGUGGUGUAAUGGUUAAUCAAAUUCUCGGUUAAUCGCAAUUAUGAUCAUUCAGUUUGAUUCACGAUUCUAUACUUUCAUGUUUUACUUUUGGUUCGAUUUUUGCAAACCUUUUCCAGGGUGCCUGCAGUGAGUUAUUAUAUUGUAAAAUCAGAAUGUGGAACUCUUUAAAAUGUGCGUUUUUGAUUGACAAGCAAAGACGAUAGAGGCUUGUGCGCCUUGUUGUCUUGCCUAGUAAAAUUCUGUCCUUCAACCACCCCUUGAGAAUUCCCAAAUUAAGGUAAACCAUGUGCAACAUGCUUUUUGUCAGGUUCUCAAACAUGGCGAUAAAUGACCAAGCCACUGUGAAUCCUCCUGUCGCUGUUACUAUUCACAAAUUGAGGGUUUAGGGUUGCAUGUUGUUUACAUUAUGCGUUAUGUCAUAAGAAUUAAGAAACAUUUACGUAAUCGAAUCGAAAUAAUCAAAAUCAAAAGGCAAUAAUCAAAAUCAAAUCGAAUUGCAAGGAAUAUGAAUCAUUACUUCCCUAGUAAUAGUUUCCGCUGAUAAAUUAUGAUAAAUAGCAAUAUAAAAAGCUUAUUAUUGCAAGCAGUCAUUUUUUUUUACCUGAGGAGUUCAAGUUCUCCAAUAUUUUUUUUCCUGUUUUAGGGCUUUCCUGGAAUUCAAGGCAUACAGGGUGAAAAGGGAUCGUCUGCUACUGAGGUUGUUGGUGCUAAGGUAAGCUGACAAGCUCUCUGUAUAAUCUAGUUACUGUUUACUCAUGCCUGUCCCUUCUCCUUUACCAUAAUUAACCAUCAGGGCCCAGUUGCUCGAAGCAUGGUUAGCGUUAACCAGCGUUUAAUACCAUGACAACGUAUUGAUUUGAUACUGCUUAACCAAUGGUUAACGCUAACUAUGCUUCGAGCAACUCAGCCCAGGGGGGAAAGAAAAACAUUUUCACCAACAGAACCAAGGUGAUCGCUUUGUUUUCAAAAGAAUUCCAUGUUCUUCAGAGUCUAUAUGUUGUCUUGUAAUUUCUUAAAUUGCCAUAAUAAAAAUCGUGAACUAGAAAAUUAAUGGUAAAAUUGAAAAGUGUUUUGAUCUGUACCGCCAUCAGGGCACGUAGGAUUUCAUUGGAUGUUGUGUGAUAACUGACUUUUAUUUUCUGCUCAACCUGUGGUACAAAUUGUAUUUGUAUCUUGAUUUUUUUAUUUACAAUUUUUUUGAAGGGUGAUAAAGGACUCCCUGGACCUCCAGGAGACCCUGUAAGUAUUAUCGUCAUGUUUUAUAGUGUUAGUGACUUACAAUAGAGUUAAAUCAAUUGGUCACAGAACAUUGUUAAUGACUUAGUUCUUUUCAAAUUAUCCUGUGGUUAAUAGCAGUAGUUCAGGGCCCUGUGGCAGAGAUGCCAACCUCUGGAGACCUAAAAUCGGGAGACUGUCUUUUUUUAACUACCCCCCCCCCAAAAAAAAAAUUGACCCAGCCCCCAAUGGGAAUGACUUAGGACAUUAUAAUAUGGCGUCUUACAUGAUGUACAUACUAUCAAAAUUCGAAAUCAUCAUUUUGAUGCUAGAAAUAAUCUUUGUCAAUGACUAAAUACGUGCAAAAAUGCCCCAGAAACCGUACUGCGAAUAAGAAAAAUUCAAGUUUUGAGCUAAAAAUGGGCUAAAUCUCAAACUAAGUCUGUUUUUUUUACUAAGUAGUCAAUAUUUAUAGUGGAUGUAAAAAGCGGGAGAGUGGGAGACGAGGCAAAAACGCGUAAGUCUCCCGCCGAAAGCGGGAGAGUUGGCAUCACUGCUGUGGGGUUGGUGGGAGGGGAAUACACUGUACUCAUUCUUAGAAUUUUAAGUGGGGAGUGUGCCUGGAAUUUGAACCCUUGGCUUUCCUCUACAAGCAUAUGUUUACCAAACAAUGUUCAUUUAAAAUUUUGCCACCAGAUUAACUAUGAACAAGAACAUUACAUUUUCUAACACUUUUCCAUGACAAUUUUCCCGUAAGUGAUUUCUACUUUACACCAAAACUCUUAUUUCUCCACCCCAUUUCAGGCUAAGCUCCUGAGAACCUUACCUUUCACAUUGGCAUAUUCCUAUAUUAGGCAUACAUUGGCAUAUACCUAUAUUAGCCCAACAUUGGCAUAUACCUAUAUUAGCCCAACAUUGGUAUGUACCUAUAUUAGCCCAACAUUGGCAUGUACCUAUAUUAGCCCAACAUUGGCAUAUACCUAUAUUAGCCCAUAGAUGGAAAUGGCCUCUCUACUUGUUGUCAGAGUAUUACACUUCAACUCCCAACAGGAUUUUAAGCUCAUUUUUUCUCCCAUGUUUGUGGCAUCCUUAAUACUACAUGACCAAGCCUCUAAAAAUUACAUUUUUGGUCUCUUUACAUGUAUCACCUUUUUAUUUCUAAUUUUUUUUCUACAGGGAAUGCGUGGGGACCCUGGAAGUCCUGGAUCACAGGGACCUAAAGGAGACAAAGGUGCAAAUGGAACUCAGGGACCGAUUGGAGAAAGAGGAGAGAAGGUACUAAUGCACUUGAUUUUUUAAAGGAAAAGGUGUGAAUGAAAGCCCGUCUUGAAUCACCUACAGUACUUGAAGCUUUUAAGUCACACAGAGCUUCUGAUAUUUCGUGCAGUCACGGGGCCACGAAAUUCACGUAAAUCCACAAAAUACCACGAAAUUCACAAAAACACGCAAAAUACCAUGAAAUUCAGUAGAAAUCUUAUCAAAUACAUGUCUGUACAACAUAUUUGAAACUUAUCUCAGCUACUGGGGCUGUUUACUUGCUGUAAACUUACAAAUUUGUCUUGAAACUUUGUCACUGAAAUGUGCAAACAAUGUCCCGAAACUACCAGUUGUAGAUUAUGUUGCGAAAAACUGGGCACUAGCCAUGAUGUUACAGUCAAACCAGGUCAAGCGUUCCCGUUGCUAACAAAGUAAUGAAUUCAUUAAUGGCAAAAUGAUUUCGUUUGUUGAUUCAAUAAUCCAUUCAUAAAAUGAAUAAUCCAACAGUCAAAUUGGACCUUGAUUCGAUAAUUAAAUGUUGAUUUGGUUUAUGAACAAAAUCUACCUGUAUUUGCUUCCCUUUUCCUGCCGUAUACGAUUGGGUUUUUUAUUGCCUUUAAUCAAAAUAACAGCUAGAAUAGACAGACCGCAAAUGCAAAGAAACUGACAAAAGCCAGGGAUCGAAAUCCAUCAAUCAUCGCACAUACACUGACCUUAGUUUGACCAUCCUGUUUUCUAAGAGGUCAGGGGUCUGUUGCACUGAUUACUGGCAACAAAAUGGCGUACAUGUAACAGUGUGUUUGGGUUUGAACUUCAGAACUUGCCUGCACUCGACCCUUAGAAAAAAAGAAGAAAAAACAAAAUUCUUUGGUUGACUUGCGGAAAGUGUAGUUUUUCAAAAAACGGUAAUCGAAUCAACAUUUGAUUAUGGAAUCGAGGGUAAAUAUGAAUAUUUAAUUGUUCAUUUUAUGAGUGGAUUAUUGAAUCAAGGAACGAAAUCAUUCUUCCGUUAAUGAUUUCAUUAGUGCAUUAGCGACGGGAACGUUUGACCUGGUUUGACUGUAAAGGCUUUGCUAUUGGUUCAUUUCUGGAGGCUGCAUAUUGUUGUUGAAAGAACAAAUGAUGACCUCUGUUAGAAAAACGUUAAAAACACUGGUCUCAUCAGCGCAGAUCCAAUCGAUUUCUAGCGAAAUUUGCCCUGAAAAUAACCACAAAAUCGGCUGUUGUCUACCGAUUGCUUUUUGGCGAAGUUUGCCUCAAAAAUUCCUGCAAAAUUCCCGCGAAAUUGGCUGAUUUGUCCUCGAAUUUAUCACAAAAAGUCCUGCAAAAUUUGACUUUUUUUUCUGCGACUUAUCAGACGCCCUGGUCACAAGAGUGAUCAACAUCAAUUAUCUUCUAGCAAUACAUGAUAAGAACAAAAGGUCAUGAGAAUUAAUAGAACAAUUACCAAAGGGCAAAUGCUUUGAUCCUGUAUCAAAUUCUCUCAACAUUCUCUAAGGAAAUGUAUAAAGAUCAGUCUGGAGAAUUUGUAUGUGGAUAUUGGGGCUUAAAAGGUCAACAUUGUCCUUACUUGCAGCCAUAACCCUAUGACACAUGUCUGGCAUAACUCCUUUGGAAAUAUUAAUGUAGAUCAUGCCAUUUCUGAGUCAUUUGUCACAGAUUUGAUUCUCAUACAAUGCGAUGUGUGUGUUUAAUGCAUCAGUUAUUAACACUUUUUAUAAUGACUUGUUUUUAUUCCUUUACAGGGAGCUAUGGGCAUUGCUUUUAGGGGUCCCUCAGGAGAUAAAGGUGAAAAGGGUGUGCCUGGACAGAAGGGACAACCAGCUUCAAUUGGCGAAAUUGGCAAAUUGAAUGACACGACCAUCAUAAAGGUGAGAGUGAAUAAUUAUGGCUGGGUGAGGGCGAGCAGAGUAUCGCAAUUUGUGAGCUCCAUGACACCUUGAGUCACAUCUACAAACCUGUAAAUUAAACCCUCCAACACAUUUUUCCAUUUUAACCAGAAUAAUUGGAAGAUAUAUACACCAUUAAUUUUGUUUAAUCAAGCUCACCCAAUGAGACAUCAUCAAACCCUGGAUGAGGUCAUCAAUCCCUGUGACCUCACUAAAUGACAAUAGGUCGAGGAUAGGUCAUGGUUGUAGCCAUAGGAGCUGUUCCAAUUGAAGUUUGUCUAUGCUGCACCCAUUGUAUUUUGAGGGUUAUUACAGUGUCCUUCCCAAGUUUAGUGGAGGUAUAAAUUGCGAUAUUUAACCCGUCCCUUGAAUAUUUUUAAAUGUUUCAAGAACUAUUUCUCAAUUUUAUUAUCAACUGAUUGGAAAUAUUCUUUUUUUUCCAGGGUGCACAAGGUGAAAAAGGAGAGAAGGUAUCAAAUAUGUUCUUUAUCGACUGUUGAAAAAAAUCAAAAUUUUCAUUCUGGGAAGUGAGAUUGAUUAACUUUUCUUGCACUGUUCUCUAUUUUCUUACUUUCUCUCUUUUUCAUGCCCAGUAUUCUGAGGGGCAAACGUUUCUGUCUACAUGGUGGGUCCAAACCACCCCUCAAAUGUUGCAUGAGUGCUACAUUUAUGUAUUUCUUACAAUUUUUGUUAUUAGUAAACCCAACUUGCUUGAUGGACUACGAUUAACCCUUUAAGCCCUGAGAGUAAUCAGCAUCAAAUUUCUCCUUGUAAUAUCAAUGCUUUGUAUAACACAGUGGUCAUGAGAAUUACGGACAUGAUCAGACAAGAUGAAUUUGAUUGGUAUUUCAUCAACUUCUGCCCACUACUUCUGUAGGAAAUGAAUUAGGGCAACAAAUGAGAAUUUGAUUUUUGAUCUCAGGGUUUAAAGGGUUAAUGACCGGAAACUUUUUGGGAUCUUUUUAGGUAGAAGUACAAAUUGUGAUGUCAUACUGGCUGAUGUCGUCAAAAUGGGGAAAAUUGUUUCUUUUCACUUUUCAAAACUUAUAUCAUCUUUAAGAGUGUUAGAAGUGGUGCAAAACACUGAAAAUGGCUUUGCGGUAUGAGACGUAUGAGCGGAGUUAUGGGACUUGGAAAAUAUUUUAGUGUGCCCCACAGUUCCAUAGUUUUUCUUAAAAAACGACUGCUCUGAUAUUUUUUUUACAGUUGUAAACAAAAUAAGCUGAUUUUGUGAUACCAAACCUUUCAUUGUGGUCUAAAAUCAAAUGAUUUUAGAUUUUCAUUUUUUGACUUAAUAAUGCUAAUUUAGGCUGUACAAAAAAUGAUCAUGUGACAUUUUCUGACAUCACAAAUUCAUUUUCCAGGAUUCUGCACAGUUGGAAAUUUCUUUUUUUCAAGGUUUUUUUUUCUUUUAGCUUUUGACAGUCAAGAUGUUUUAUAGGCACCUUAAAUAGCAAGGGGGAUUUGACAAGAAAACACUUAAAUUUAGAGUUAGUUCCUGAAGGGGGGUUUCCAGCUUUUGUUCUACAAAUUUAUCGAAAUUCAAACUGCUAUACACUGUAUCUCAGCUCUUAUAUGAGAUAUUGCAAAAUUUUUUUCAGCUUUCAACUCCCUUUUAUCAGAUCUUUCAGAAAAAACCAAAAACAUUGGGAGAUUCAAAAAUUUAAAAUUGACGUAAUUAUGACGUCAGCAAACAUGAAAUCAUAACUGAAUAUUUCAAGACAUGCUAACAACUAAUUUCAUUGGCCUGGCAUUUUGCAUUUCCAGGCCAACUUUUGCGAAAAAACUUAAAAGCCAACAAAGUUAUUGUAAAAUAACACAACCACCCACGCAUUGAUGCAACACUUAGGGGGUUGUUUGGCUCCACCGUGCUUGCUAGAAAACGAAUAACUGCACCUAAAGCUAUUUUUUAACAUUUUGGCACCAUUUUGUUUCAAAGUGCAGGUUGCAUAAUAACUGAAUAAUAUCUUGAGAGUAAAUAUCUUGUUUUUAUUUAAGGGUGACAGAGGAGAAGAUGGCCCACAAGGAGACAAAGGUGACCAAGGAAAUCCUGUAAGUAUAAAAGAAACAUGCUAUGCAGUACGUUGUUCAUCCAGUAUGCCCAGAAUCAUACACCCAUGCAUGAAGUCAAAUUUGGAGUUUAUUAAAUAAAUUUAUCAUUCAUUCAAAAUAUUUUUGCAUUUCUGAUUGGUUAAAAUCCCAUACAUAAAUCAUCGUAACAAGCUAUUGUCGAUACGCAAAAAUGACAUCAAAUGUGCAGCAUUGCCAGAAAACUGAACAGUUAACCGAGAAGACCUGGCGACAAAGUUGAGUUGUUUUGGUAGUGAGUACAAAAUGGCGGAACAUUUCAAUCAUUUCAUGAGGAAGAAAUAGGUGAACUAUUGGCUAAAAACAUAGCAAGACAACUCGAUGGACGACAUCUGCUAUUUGGAGAUUCUUUCCAGAACUGAACUACCCUUUGUCUCUUAAACUUGCUGAUAAACAUGCACUAUCGAAGAUGAACUUAACAUUGAUGGAGGUAAGCAUGUUUUAGCUUGUUUUUAAGGUAGGAAUAAUUGAUUUCGGCUUUCGUCCAUGUGUCAUCUUACGAAUUAUGGAGAUCUCAGAGGGUGUUAUCCGCCUCAGCCGAUAACACCCUCCUCAAUCUCCAUAAUUCUUUAGAUGGUACCCAGCCUUGUCCAAUAAUAAUUCUGUAUGAUUGAACACUGUACCAAAUCAGAGCUAUGUUCUAGCUGUGCCUGCUUACUUUUGCUCUUUGGUGGCUAGGAAAUCUCAGGUUUUGCGUAGAAAUCAUAUGCUGUGCACCAUGGAUUUCACAGGUUGAGAACAUUAAGCUCCCUAGAAUUUUUCUCAGAGCAAUACCUUGGAAAUUAAAUUCUCCGGAGGAAUACUGUUAAAAAUUGCGUUUGCCACUCAAAGAAACCAAUUUUAUUAUUAGCUCUUUUUUAAUAAUGGCUAAAAUUCAAGAAAAAUGUCCUGGAGCCUUAAAUUAAUUCUGAGUGUCAUCACGCCAAUCACGAAUUUAAUCCAGUGAUGGUUAGCUCAAAAGCUAUGCCUCACAAACCAGUACAUGCUUUACCGCAAACCAUUAAUUCUUUCUUUACUUUUUUUAAGGUUUUAUUACUGAUACGCAGAUAGCAUGUAAAAAGAACAAAGUGUUGGUUAAAUUUGUGACUUCCAACCAAGAACAAAUCAAUCUAGUGUUGAGGGUGGGGCUUGAACCUUUGGGCUUCCUGUCCACCUCUCUAACCUCUUGGAAACUCUGUCUUCACAUAAAUCCAUUUACUGAACCAACUGUUAAAAAAGAAGAGACUGUUAUCUGUCUAAUUUAGCUUUAAUUUCUUUCUCAGGGGCCAGGUGGUAUUCAGGGAGUCACAGGAGUCAAAGGUGAUCGAGGGGAAAAGGGAGAAACAGGUCAAACUGGUGUUAAGGGUGAAAAAGGAAGCCCAGGAGAACAGGUAAUGAAAAAAUUGAGAAUCUCCUGUGCCCUUUACAAUGUCUUUUUGCAGGUGACCAGAGGAAUACACAACCCUUACACGUACAGUGCAGGCCAGAAUAAAGCAAACAAUGCAGACAUGACGCAGACGCAUGGACGCCUCAGCUCAGAUGCAUCGACACGUCAGCACUGACGCGUACAUGCGUCAGACGACACGUCAAGCAGGGAAAGAUUUUUCUUUUGUUAUGCAGCAUUACAGCUUUGCUUUGUGUGGCAUUGUUAUGUUAAACAAAAUAAAUUCUCAGGUCUGAGGUAGCCCAAUAAUUCCCUGUUUAAAUAAGCGCAUGAAAGACAUAAAUCGAGAUAAAUUUGGCAACAUGGGUUCUACUUCUUAUGCAUUUAUACGCCAGAAGAGCACCAGCCAUUUUUGGAGACUUGAAAAUAAGAGCCUACAUUUUAAUAAACAGUAACUGUAUCUGUGUCUGAAUUAAUGAAUGAGUGAAUGAAAUACAGCAAAGAACCAGGGCUCCUAGCCUGUCAGUUAGUAGAUUUUCUUGUUGGGCAAGUAACUUUUAAAGCUUACGUGCCUACUGGGCACUAAUCCAGGUGAUUCAUCCUUCAAGAUCAUUAACUAAGAUGGACAAGUGGCCCUGAUCAAGCAUAAUGAGUGAACUGCUCACCCAAAGGACAAGCUGAAAUUUGAGUUUUUUACUUUCCCUGAGAACCCAACCUGAUCACACACAUUUGGACCUUCUAUCACUUGUUACUUCAUUGUGUGCAUUUUGACCUUCCAUCCUGUGAAACUUAAUGCAAAGCACAGUAUUGGAGCAAGACUGUUUUGACCUUCAAUUUAAUCUCUUAUGCACUUCCCAAUUUUUAGUUAUUGAUAGUCGUUAAAUAUUAAGAGUUGAUGUUCAUAUGUGAGCUUAUAUGGGGUACUUGCUAAUCUAUUGCAUUAUGUAUGUGUAAUCCAACGGGAAACAUUUAAGUUUGGUUUUAGCAAGUGAGUCAAGGAGUUGUGGAAGAGGUGUUCAUGUAGCGCACUAUUUAGACUUGUCAUGUCCUUCUGUGUUUAUUUCACAGGGCCCAACUGGUCCGAAAGGAGAUGUAGGCCCACCUGGGAAUGCAGGUCCCAAUGGACAGACCGGGGAGCCAGGGGAUGCCGGUCCUGAAGGGGAUAAGGGAGAGCGUGUAAGUAUGAAGUGAAAUAAAAAUUAUGUCCUUUGAUUUGGAAGAAAAUAAUAAUAAUAAUAAUAAUAAUAAUAAUAAUAAUUGAUGAUUGAACUUGAUAGUGACAGCAGUGGCAGCAAAAGUAUCACUUCUUUAGUACAUUUGUGCGAAGUGGAGAGCAGUCAUUGAGCGCCAUAACCUGGAACACCUGUUACAGCUGACCUCACUUGAUUUUACCAGUGAUCAAAGUGGAAAGCUCAAGAUGACACUGUCAAUUUUUUUGUGAGAUGUACAGCUGAUUCAGAACUUAAUGACAUCCCUGUCAUAUGAUAGCUUCAGAAAGAGAAGGAAGCGCAUUUCAUGAUGUAGUUAUGCAAUACAGAGUUUUUUAUGCUCAUUUGCUCAUUAACCAAUCUAUUGUUUUUGUCAUGUUAUCCUUAAUGUCAUCAUCUUGCUGUUACUGUAAAUUGUAACCUUUUUUUGUAAGCUUUGUGUAACCUACAUUAUUGUAGGUCUACUCCACACUGAUCAAAAUCGAAGUUAAAAGGGACAUCUAGACUUGGCUAGGCUGUCAAGUUAGCAGUCCCUGUCCAUGGCUUGCACAGUGUUGAAAAGAUCUUGAUUUUAGGGGGAGUCCUUGAAAAGUCCUUGAAUUUUCUUCAAUGUUGAAAUUAGUAACCUGAAAAGUGUUUUUUAACGCUUUUUGGUUGUCAAAGACAGAAUAUAAAUCAUAGCUCAGAGGUGUUUUACAUAAAGCGCUUUUUGUUUUAUGCAAUAAUUAACUAUCAAUUUAAGACAAAAUGAAAAAUGUAGAGAAGUUAGUGGAGCAAACAGUUCAAGCCGUAAAGUCCUGUUGGAAAUGGACUGGGAAUGUGUAUGUUAUGUUUGGGAAGUCUGUGAAUUUACAUUCGUGGUAGGUGGCCCUUGAAAAUGAAAAUGUGGACCUUGAAAAGUCCUUGAAAAGUCUUUAAAAAGUGGUUGCAGUUUUUUGUAUGAACCCUGCUUGUCUUUGUCAUCCUCAUCCCGGUUGCCUUUUAGGGCCAAAACGGAACUGGUCUACCUGGACCUGAUGGAGAUAAAGGUGACACAGGACCCGUCGGCUUACCUGGAAAACAGGGAGCUAAGGGUGACAUUGGACCCCAAGGGCCAACUGGUGGGCCAGGAGAACCUGGACCCAAAGGGGCCCAAGGUGAUGCAGGACCUGUAGGACCUCCUGGAGGCUCUGGAUUACAAGGUACAUGUAUGGUUCUUCAGUCAUCUUACAGAGCCUCUUUACAACCCCAAUUUGUGGUUCGGCUUGACUUGGCCUCCAGGUGUGUGUGAGAAUAAGGGUUGGGAGACAAAGGAGAUUGAGAAUUGGCAUAGGUUAAAAAAUUUCAACUUGAAUUUGAUUUUGACCCACAACAACAGAUCAUUUUGAUGUCAUUUCUAUUGUCGAUAAGAGUACAGAUCAUGGAAAAUUGUUGUUUAUUUGUUGAAUCCCCCAACCCCCCAUUUACAAACAAAUGAGGCCAGGAUUUGUUAGGUAACACAACAUAAAUUUGAGGGUUGGACUCGUCAGUGUGUUCAUGUAUUUUCUUAUUGCUGUACUCAGGUGAACCUGGCAUGAAAGGCCCUUCUGGUAAACAAGGACCACCUGGAGUGCAAGGCCCUGCUGGUGAGAAAGGGGCACGUGGCGUCUCCAUUCAAGGCCGUCCUGGUAUGGAUGGAGGCAGGGGUGAUAGAGGAGAAACAGGUGAAAAGGGUGCGCCAGGACCUCCUGGACCUCCAGGUAGGAAUUUAUUCAAUUAGGCAAUUAACAAUAAUAUAUAGAUUUAGCGCGGGCUAAAAGCGAAGCUCUCGAUAAUAUUUAUACCUUAUUAUAGGAAAUAAACGCUCCAUGAAAUUAAGGUAUUGGAAAUUAACACGACUUAAAUUAACGCGAAUUAAUUUAUUAAUGGAAAACGACUUUGUUUUGCACGACUGCAACGUGAAACUUCCAGAAACUUCUUAGUUACACGUUGUACACGUUUUUUUUGUCGUACGUGUUCUCGUUGUUCACUAUUUUUCACUGCUGCUCAUUUUCACCUUGCAUUAGUGGCCACUAGCAUUUCCCAUUUUGUCACCGCAGCUACAAAAUUUUCAUGUUCUUCAAACAAAAAAAUGUCUCCUUUGUUUUUUAUCUCGUGUUCUAGACCUCCAGCUCUGUCGCCCUUUUUCUCGUUGAGCUUCGCUGGCCUGCUGCCUGCUUUCUCUUUUUCUCUGUCUUUCUCCUGCUCUAUAUUCCAAAUUUGUGGACAUGACAAUUAAUCUAAACUAAAUACUUUAGACAACAUGGAUACAGAAACAAUUUCCGCUUUCCGUUUUCGUCUUUAUUGACUCAUCAGUUGUCUCUGCUUUACAAGAUGCCAGUGGCUAUGCGAUUUCCCGCCAAAAUAACCUCGACUUACAUUUGGGUUCCUACACCUGUUGAUUGAGGGUGGAUUUCAAUUAAGAAAUCCAAAUCCGGAUUUUUUGGAUUUCCCUUUUUGUCGUUCGAUUGGGAAAUCCGAAAAAGGACUUGCUAAACUGUUCUCGUGAACAGCGGACUAUCUUGUGCUAAUUAUGCGUACAAUAAUUAGCACAAGAUAGUCCGCUGUUCACGAGAACAGUUUAGCAAAUCCUUUUUCGGAUUUCCCAAUCGAACGACAAAAAGGAAAAUCCAAAAAAUCCGGAUUUGGAUUUCUUAAUUAAAAUCCACCCCUAGGACGGAUUUCUCGGAGGUGAAAUCCGUUUUCGGAUUUCGCGUUCGAUUGGGAAAUCCGGAUUUAGAUUUUGAAAAUCUAAAUCCAAAUUUCCCAAUCGAACGCACCCUGAGUUAUUUUACAUUGGUAUGCCUGUGGUGCGGAGGGACGGUCAGGCGGGCGGUCGGUCGGUGGUUGUACAGUCACGUGAUUACCAAAUUUUCUCGGAUGGGUAGAUUACUUCAUUUUCUUACCCAUGGUGCUCCGCUGGCGCGCUUCGUGCACGAGAGUCCCGCUAUUUUUGGACGAAAUUGAUCAAAAUAUAAUGAUUUGUCAGGGGCAAGCGGAUCAAUUAUUCAGCUGAGGCAAAUAACUGAUCUGUGAGACGCUUACAAAUCAUGAUAUUUUGUGAUAACUGAGUUCAAUAAUUGUUUUAUCAUUUGGUAACGGAGUUUAUUUUUUAAUGAAUAUCUUCGGGAAGUGGUAAGCAAGCACUGCCUUAUAGGAGUAAUGACAGAGAUACAAUGGUUUCCUUCUCAAUUCAAUUAUUUAUUCUUUUGACUUUAAAUUGUAAAUAUAGUUGACCAUUACAAACCAAAGGUAUUCGUCAAUUAAACUCAGUGAAGAAUUUUAGAACAAGUUUACAGUUUUUAAGGACUUGAAAUCUAUAAAAAAAUGGGUAAUGUAUUCACAAGAAAGAGAAAAGUGUGGUUUCAUUUACACAUGAGCAGAAUAUUAUUUGCAGCCAAACCAGUUGGAUGAUGUUGGGCAUGAGCAGACCAUUAUUUGUAGGCAGUUAAUUGAAAGUCACAAGGUGGGCUCUUGGCCGUUAAAAGGGGAGAAAAAAAUGCAUUGAGUGAUAAUUAACAAUUAUUGGACGAGGCUGAGUAUCAUAUGAAGCAUUAUGGAGAUCAAAGAGGGUGUCAUCGGCCGAGGUGGAUAACACCCUCCCAGAUCUCCACAAUCCUUCACAUGAUACGAAAGUCGAAUUCAAUAAUUGUUUUAUUUUUCUUUCAAAAAUGAUUCCUAGUUUGUAAACAAGGUAAAGCACGCUUACCUCCAUCGAUGUUACAAAACUGUAAGUUCGUCUUCAGUGGUGCAUGUUUAUCGGCGAGUGUAGGAGAUAAAGGGUUGUUCAGUCUGCAAAUAUUCUCCAGUCCGUUGAGUUGUCUUCUUGCUGUUCUUGCUAUGUUGUCACCAGUAGUUCGCCUAUUUCUUCCUUGUGAAACGAGUGAAAUGUUCGCCAUUUUGUACUCACUACCAAAACUCUACCUCAUCCCCAGUUCUUCUUGGUUAAUUGUUCAGUUUUCUAACAAUUUUGCUGCACAAUCAAUGUCAUUUUUCACAUAUUACAAAAUUCUUCCAAAUUUGGUCGACAGUGGCUAGGAAUAAUGAAUUAUGCAUGUGAUUUUAGCCAAUCAGAAAUGGAGAAAUAUUUUGAAUGAAUACAGUUGACUCCCAAUAACUCGAACCCUCGCUGACUCGAACCUCGCGCUAUUUGUCUCUUCACCUCACUUCACAGACCAUUAUUUUACAGCUUAGGUCACAGGAUAUGUUUGUUUGUCAGAAGUGCUUUUCAGCUCAGUUUUUUACGGUAAAAACCUUGCUUUUCCCUGAAAUCUGCACCUUUGAAUUCAUGUUACACUGAGGCAUACCCACAAUGAUUUAGUUCUUUCGCCGCAGAUCGAUGUCACCGGUGGGUCAAAGACUGGUUUCAGCUCCAUACAUCAAUAGGCCCAUUGAACCUGAGAGUGAAUUAAGACCGAAAUAAUGCAAAAUUGCUUGAUUAUUGAAAUACGCAUUUAAGCUAAUUUUCCCUCAAAUGUAUCUUUGGAUUCAUGAUAAAUACAGCUCCACCAGUGUCUAUGGCAGAGAAAAAUGCUGUAAAUAUAACAAUAUAACACAUUCUUCCCUAAUUACUGAGUGGCAGCCUGGUGCAGUGGUCUAGGAGUUGCCCUCGUGUGCAGAUGUGCAAGUUUGACUCCCGGAGAAGCUGUUUUCUUUUUCUUUGUUGUACAAUUUAUUUUUUUCUGGUUAGCUUUUUUUGUUUUCUAAUGUUUUUUUCCCUUUGUCUCAUUUCCCUUUACCCUUUACAGCGUUGCAAGGUUUUUCCGAUAACAUAUUUCUAGUAACAUGCAAGUCAAUGUAGAUCAUCUGUGGCAUUUUCAGGUAAAAGUGAUAGUGGGCCUCCUGGCCCCCCUGGACCAAAGGGAAGCGAUGGUCAACCGGGAGAUGAUGGACCUCAAGGACCUAGAGGUGAAAAAGGAGAUACCUGUGAUGCUUGUCCAGUACCAGAAGCAGGUCCAAAGGGAGAUAUUGGUGACAUUGGUGAGGCAGGCCAGGAUGGAGAUCCGGGACAACAAGGUGCACAAGGUCCCCCAGGGGACCCUGGAGCAAAAGGAAGUGAUGGACCAAGUGGACGACCUGGAGAUCCAGUAAGGACAGUUAAACUCAGGGUUCUCAUUAAGUUUUAAAGUAAACAGCUAGGAUGCAAUAGUAGGUGGCUUGGCAGUUGAGUGCUGAAGGCAAGUUUUAGCCUUUCACUUUCUCGACUAACCCAUUUUCCCCAAAGAAGAUGGCUCAAAGUUAGAAGCAGCCAGUUUUUAAGCCCAUUCCUGACACUUACAAAAACGGAGCUGCAUCUGCCUGACACUUACAAAAACCGGGCUGCUUCUACUCAGUUCACAUUAUCGGCCCAGUCCUUCAUUUCAUUUCAUUUCAUUUCAAAAACUUAUAAGGUGCAAAUAUCUAUAUAAAUAUAUUCAAAUGCGCCAUAUGAAAAAACAAAACAAAAACAAACAAACAAACAAAAAAAAAGAAAAACAAUAAUACUACUAAUAAUAAAAAUUAUGAAUAAUUAUAAUAAUAAAAAUGAUAAAAUAAGAUGAUAAUAUAGAUAUAGAAUAGAAAAACUAAUGGCUAAAGGUUAAAAAGAUAAUAUCUGUUAGCAAAAUCUUAAAAAUUAUAAGCUGAAAGUUAUUUAUAAUCUAGUAAGCUAAAAAUACAAUCUUAUAAUCUAAGUGGUACAAAAUGCUUUUUUAAAAAGGUGAGUCUUCAACUUUCUCUUAAAAGUGUCAACUGAAAUGGAUUCCCUAAUAAAUCUUGUCACAGCAUUCCAUAACUUAGGUGCAGCAAACAAGAAAGGCCCGUUCACCGAGAGUUGCCUUGGGCUUAACAUUCGGAUAACUAAGUAGGGCACUGUCGCUAGAACUUCUUAAAUUUUAUUUAGAUACAGGCUUAGGAGUAAUUAAAAAAUUUAAGUGCGAAGGUGCUAAGCCCUUAAAAAUCUUAAAAACAAUCAACAGGAUUUUAAAUUCAAUUCUGAACUAUACAGGCAGCCAAUGUAAAUCUACUAUCCAUCAAUAUCCUUCAUUGGAAUUUGUUCGUGUUGGGGGUGAAACUAUUCAACCAUCCUCUUCUGUUUGUAAUCUUGGAGUGAUACUCGAUCCCAGUGCUGAUAUGGAAGACUACAUUAAAAAGAUAUGCAAGACAUGUCAUUUCCAUUUACCUAAUAUUAGUAAGAUAAGAACAUAUUUGGAUCGUGAAUCUAAUGAAGCAAUUAUUCAUGCUUUUGUGACUACCAACUUGGAUUACUGUAAUGCGAUUCUGUAUGGACUACCUAAAGUUCUGUUAAACCGCCUACAGCUAGUUCAGAAUAGAGCAGCGCGCAUCGUAACAUUUACCAAGAAGUAUGAACAUAUAACACCCAGCGUAAUGGACUUACAUUGGUUUCCUGUUGAAUACCGUAUUAUUUAUAAGAUCUUAUUGUUAGUAUAUAAGGCUAUCAGUGGAGUUUCACCAAGUUAUAUAUCCGGUUUGCUCAGUUUUUGUAGCAGCUCCUACUCUUUGCAUUCUUGCUCGAAUAAGUUACUUCAAGUCCCGAGAUCUAAGCUAAAGUCUUAUGGUGAUCGAAGAUUUUCUACUGCAGGACCUAAAUUAUGGAACAGCAUACCCGCAUCUUUAAGGAAUGCCGAUUCCUUGAAUUCUCUCAAAAAACACUUUAAGACAUAUUUAUUUCACCAAGCUUUUCUUAAUUUAGAAAUAGGUUUUUAUUUAUUUUUCAUACUUAUAUAAUGUAGUUGUUAGAUUUUUUAGACUUUUAAUACAUUUUUGUAAAGCGCCUAGAACAGUUAAUUAUAUAGAUGCUAUAUAAAUAAAGUUUAUUAUUAUUUAUUAUUUAUUACUUAAUGAGAGCCCUGUAAACUCUUGAUCAAUAAAAAAUACCAUGAAAUUUUUCUCUGUAGUGUGAGUCGACGUACAGGUUGUUAGAAAUGAAGAAAAAAGAUCAAAGACUAAUGACAAAUUUAUCUUGAUCGUGUGCUUAAUGUUCACACCCAGAAGCAAAACAAAUUUUUUGUAUGAGUUCAUCAGAGUGGUACUUUGGUGAGCAGAGUUCCCGAUUUUGACAGCUCUUUAAGAGGACUGUUAAGCUAACUUUGCUCUACAUAUCGAAGUUUGUGGCAUGCCUCAGAUCUUAAUUUAAACGUAGAUGACAGAUACUUUAGACAUUAAAAAAAAGGAUUUAAAUUAGUGUGUAAUUAGCUGUAACCUGAGUAUUGCUUGCACACAGUAUAGGAGCGUAUGGCUUAAACAAUCUUGUGUUUAAGAAAAUUGAAUGCCCGGGACAUAAUUUCUGUAUUAUUGCUUUUUUCUUCCCCCAAAAAUAAUUGCUCAAAGAAUGUUUUUGGAUAGGCUAACCAGUUCUUGUGUUAUCUAUAGGGUGCUAAGGGUGACAGUGGAGAUGCUGGAUCAGAAGGACCAAAAGGUGAAAAAGGAGAGCUCAUUAGAGUAGUAGGUGACAAAGGACAAAAAGGUCAACCGGGUGGUGAUGGUAUGCGAGGUGAUACUGGUGAACCUGGAGCUGCUGGUGCCGAUGGUGAUCCAGGACCAGCUGGACCAGCUGGACCACCUGGCAAAAAGGUUAUCUUUCUGCAGAUCACAUAUUCAGUUAUGAGUUCUUGAUUAGACUGAAUUACACUCAGACAAGUUUAAUUGAAUUUGUUUCUGUAUCGGCCCUCUAAGCGCAAAGAGUGAUCAGAUGCAAAAGGUCUAGAUAUGUGCAACAAAAUCAAUAGCUGAAUAAACAAGACAAUUUUCUUUAAUCUACCAGACAUAAUUAUUUUGACGGUACAUCUGUCAUCUUCAGUGUUGCAUCUUAUGAAAUCGCCCUUGAAUUAACACAAAAACGUGGAAUAUUUCUUGUGAUGAGUAUCUCAAAUCAGGGGUGCCCAACGAUGGUUUCCUCCUCAAUUCAUCGACAACCCUUUUUAGGCUAUCUAGAGUACUUUUAGAUAUAUAGAAAUGCAUUCUAAGCGGCACUAUAGAAUUUGUAUCUGUUCGGUCAUCCGAGGGGAACCUGAGUCCUUUCGAAAUUACAAGGUCUUCAGUAUUAUAUUCGCGAAAAUUUUAGAUGCAAUUUAACUUAUUACGAAGUAAAGAAUUUUUCUGAUUCCUCUUUCUAUCAAUUUUUUUAAUCCGAAAAUUUUAGGUUUUCUUAUUUCUAAGAAAAAUAACCUAACCUGAGGAGUGAAAUGUGAAAAAGUUAAACUUAAGAAAAUCGUAGAGAAUUUAUUAGAUGAGUUUCGAAAAUUUUACAGGAAUGCUAAGGUCAUAUAGAACUUUUUAGCCGUCCUCAAGUAAUAGAAAAUUCUAGGCAGUAUUUCCGUCUCCGAACAGAUAUUUUAAAGAAAACAGUCGUUGGGUGCCCCCUGUCAAAUGGGCUUGUUUUAGCCAUUACAAUGAUUAUCGUUUGUGGUUAAUACUUCUCGGGUGACGAGACUUCAAGUACAUGUUUGCAGUCCCUUUAUAAGGUGUCUCCUCUCCACUUCCUCUUUUGCCCCAACUCGUGCUCCAGAGAAAGGAACGAGAGACCCUGGUGACAAGUUUGAAUUGUUAUGUUGAACAGAAAAAGGUGCAGCUCAUGGCCUUUGUUUGAAUUUUGUUCACAGGGUGAACGGGGAAAUAACGGAACUGAUGGCGUUCUUGGAGCCAAGGGAGAAAAAGGAGAAAGAGGAAUGAAGGGUCCACCUGGAGAGUUUUUACCCUCACCAGACCCACUGAAAGGAGAAAAAGGAGACAGUGGUCUGCAGGGAGAGAGGGGAAAUGAAGGCCCUAAGGGUUCAAAAGGUAUGUUAAUUUUGUGACACAGAGAAAAACAAAUGGAACCACUGAAGUGCUGUUGAGAAAGUUUCAAUUAUAUGCCCUGGUAAUCCCAUAGGAUUUCAUCCAGAUUCCUUUAUUGUGGUAUUUAUUCACCCCCUUGAUCACUUUCAUAACAUCCGCGAUUUUGUCUGUUUUCGUAACCAAUUAUCAAAGCUACAGAAAAUAUUAAGUGCUCACUUGCCCGAAAAAUGUCCCUGCAAUGCAGCUAUUUUAAAAGAGAAUUUGAUAUUUUCGGCGAAUUUAAGCUCCUACAGUAUCAUUUGCGGUUUGACUUACUGGCCUUCCUUCAAUUAACUCUUCCAAAGGUGAACCAUGGUCAUUUGAAGGUCAAGUGAAAGGAAUAAAGGGAGAUAACGGAACUGCUGGACCUCAAGGACCAAAGGGUGAUGCAGGAGAGCCUGGUGUUAAGGGAGAGGUAGGCAACAAUGGAACUGACGGGGAGAAAGGACAGAAAGGUGAGCCUGGUAAGACCUCGCCAGGCCCAAAGGGAGAAAUUGGAAAGCAAGGUUUACAAGGACCGGAUGGACCUAAGGGUAAGUUAACUCUUACCAUAAAUUUUCACCCCCCACCCCACCCCCGGGAGAAAUUGGAAAGCAAGGUUCAAAACGAAAGGAUGGACCUAAAGGUAAGUUAACUCUUACCAUAAAUUUUCACCCCCCACCCCACCCAAGGGAGAAGUUGGAGAGCAAGGUUCAAAAGGACAGGAUGGACCUCAAGGUAAGUUAACUCUUACCAUAAAUUUUCACCCCCCACCCCACCCCCGGGAGAAGUUGGAGAGCAAGGUUCAAAAGGACAGGAUGGACCCCAAGGUAAGUUAACUCUUACCAUAAAUUUUCACCCCCCACCCCCCCCCCUUGUUGUCACUCCCCAAGGUAAGUUAACUCUUACCAUAAAUUUUCACCCCCCACCCCACCCCCUUGUUGUCACUGUUGGAAGAGUGCCAGCGUAUUGAGGACGAGGUGUCUGAGUUCAACCCCUACUGUGUACCCCGACAAGGAUGUUUGUUAAGAUCACGCUGGCCGUGAUGAAGACCUUUAGUUCAUUCUGUUGAGAUGAUUAGGCAGAGACUUAACCCUUUAAGUCCCAAUAGUGACCAACAGCAAUUUUCUCCUAACAAUGUCCAUACCUCGUCAAGAGAUUAGGUUAUGAGAAUAUAUAGAAUGAUCACGAAAGAGAAAAUGCCUUGAUGUUUUAUUAAAUUCUCUCAACUAAUUCUUAAAGGAAAUGUAUGGAGAUCAGUUUGGAGAAUUUGUAUGUGGAUAUUGGAGCUUAAAGGGUUAAAGCUGUUCUCUCUCUUUAUAUGCUCCCACUUUUUAUAAUCAGUGGGGCAGGUGUCUCAUGGAGAAUCUCUAGGGUGAACACUGGAUAACAGAGCGAUUUUCGUACGACCUUGAAAAAUGGUUUUGGUAAGUGUUCGUUAUUUGUUUUAUCAGCCAAUGGAUGAAACGAUCAAAACACGGACUCUUUGUUUUCCCGCCAAAGAAAACCCUAAUAUGGAGAAGGCAUUGUUCGAUUGGCCAAUCGUGUUGCAGUAUGACGUCAAAGCGAAGUAUCGAUUGAUUUCUAGAAAGUUCUCGGGCGUCUUUGGCGUGAAGUUUUUUCACCCGAGCAUUCGCUUAACUAACCAAAAGCCACGCGCGUUUGUAUCCGUUCGAUAAACCAAUGAAAUCGUUCUAUUUCUGUUCGUUUGUUGUUUCUGUUUUGUUCGCGCGUUUUCAUUUCAAGGUCAUACGAAAAUUUAUCUAGUAAGAUAAAUAUCCAGAGCACAUUUGUUAACUGAGAAUCCAGGCCUUCUCCACUUGUUGAUCAUGUAUCUGUUGGCCACUUUAACCCUAGUCCCAAGAGUGACCAACAUCUAUUUUCCCCUAACAGUAUCAAUACAUGAUUCAUAGAAAAUGUUAUGGCAAUUAAUCAAGUUAUCACCCAAGGGAAAAUGCUUUGAUCUUUUAUCAAAUUCUCUCAACUAAUUUUUUAAGGAAAUGUAAAGAGGGAUAAAACAAUCACCUUUUUUUACCCAUGUUUCUUACAACAGGUGACAACGGAACCAUUGGUGAACGAGGACCUCCAGGUCCCCCUGGACCUCCUGGUGUAAAUGGUACAAAAGGUGCUAAAGGAAACAAUGGCACGGAAGGCAACUCUGGGACACCUGGAACUCCAGGAAGCAAUGGACAACAAGGUGACAAAGGGGACAGAGGAGCAAAAGGAAUGGAUGGGUUACCUGGAGAGCCAGGAAGCAAAGGCGGAAUAGGUCCUAUUGGAUUAACAGGUAUGUGCAGUGUGGAGCUGAUAAAACCGUGCUCUAGGCCUUUGUACGUUAUGCCAGCAUUGUCUUAAGCACUUUUGUGAGGCAACAGCAUUCAGCAUUAUUCGAGCAUUUUAGUGGCAUUUUCCCGGAAAGUCAGGUUUGUUUUCUCACAGAAAAUAAGAAUUGAAACAUUUUUGAAGAGAUUUGACGUCUUUAAAAAUGUUUUAAAAAGUAUAUUCAAAAUUCACCUUAAUACAGCUACGCAGAUGAUCUUUUGCUAUAUUGAAAGUAUUUAUUUGUACACAUUGUUGUCAUACCACUUCUACAUUUUUUAUAGCCUUAAACCCCCUUAAAAUGUUUAGAAUUAAUAAAAAAAAGGCCUCUCUAUGGUGAGCAUUAUUGAGUAUAUUAGUGACUUUUUUGGGGACUAGCGAGCGUUUUAGUGGGAAAAAUGGAGCAUUAAGGUGGAACAUUUUAGUGGGGAAACAAAAGAAUAAUGAACAAAGGCCUACCGUGCUCUAAGAAAAAAAGGCAGGGAGGAGGGGAAUAGGCACCCGACACUGCUAGAGUGUAGAGUGUUAGGCUCAAUUUCCGCCGUCUGCCGGGUCCGGUCGGUGAGUUCGUGCUUAUUUUCCCGAACAGGGCCUGGCAAUGGAGCUGAUCAGAGUUCCGUAUAAACCGGUGCCACAGGGCUCAAAAUAAUUUUUGGAUAGUGGCUGGGCGUGUUGACAGGCCAAACAAGUUUCGGCUCGGUCAUUUCUCGUUUCUGAUCGGUCAAUGCUAAGCCUUAGAACGAGUUGCAGACAGCGUGUCAUAAAGUAUUAUCCAAAUUUAUAACUGCAAGCAGCAAAAAUAUUUUAUGAUUAAAGUGUUUUUGUAAUUUACAGAAUUAAUGAAUUCCAGUUGUUUACUGAUUGAAAGCAAUGCACUUGACGAGUCAAAAUGACCGGCAAUCUGAAAGUUUGUCCACACAAAUGGUCAUCUUGGCUGGACGUCAUCAGUUGACCGGCCGUUAUUUUUGAGCGCUGGGCUAGUUUACCAAAACCAAAUGAACGCUAAUUCGUUGUGCAAAUUUUAACCUUACAACAGAUGAAACUAUAACUAGUUAUAACAGAUGAAUGAAUGGACUGUGGUUUUGCUUCGGUGGGGAAGUGGAAGGCAAAGAUUUAGGUACACUGGUCACCGGAGGGAGAUAGAAAAGCUGAUGUUUCAAGUGCGAAACCAAAUCUUUGUAAUAAACUGGUUAUAAGAUGUGCAAGACCGUCAAUUUGGUUGACGUAACCGUGGGUGCUUGCCAUUUUCACAAACCACCCGGGUGGAGAUCUUGUGCACGCAUAAACAUAAAACUAUAAAAUUUGACGUGCUGGUAGGAGAACGACCCGCUCCAAAUAAUCCAAAUAAGCUGAACAGGCUAAGAAGAGUAGGAAAAUUGUAGUAAGCGAAGAAGAAGAAUCUGAAGUUAAUGUUCAAAGUUGUUGCAACAGUUUGUCACAACUUUUAAUCGACAGGUGACAAGGGCGAUACAGGUCCGCAGGGACAAAAAGGAGAGGCUGGAAUGAAAGGAGAAUCAAUAACAGGCGCCAAAGGAGAACGAGGACCUCCAGGACCCCCUGGUAAGAUAACCGGUCACAACUAAUCAGGGGCUGUGUCACGACUGUCUUACUCAUUUUGUCACCCUACGUCACGCUGUUUGCUUUUUUUCUUAACAGGCUAAAACGUUUUUCGUAUAAAUUGAAUUCCAAAAAUAAAGGUCCAGUUUUGUUAGUUAACCCUUUAAGUCCCGAUAUCCAAAAACAAAUUCUCCCAGCUGAUCUCUAUAUAUUUCCUUAAAGAAUGUGUUCAGAGAAUUUGAUGAAAGAUCAAAGCAUUUUCUUUUUGGUAAUCAUUUUACUAAUUCUCAUAACCUAAUCUCCUGACAAUGUAUUGGUAUCAUUAGGAGAAAAUUCAUCUCGGUCACCAUUGGGACUUGGGACUUACACGCAACGGAUGCCAAGAAUGGACAUGGAUUGAAACUGCAAAAAUCGACCAGAAAAUUAUGGGGGUAGUCUCCCCGAUGCAAUUUGCGUUAUAUCUUCUUCAUAACUCUAAAGAAGUACUUUUGCAUUCAUCUAGACAAAGACACUAAGUAAUGAUUCCAGCACAGAAUUGACAUAAAACGGCAAUAUCGUCGUGACAAAGCGCCUUUAAGACAUUGCUUGUAAAUCAGUGACAAAAUAACGGCUUCUUGGCCAACAAAUACACCCCAAGCAUUAUAUCAAACGUUACAAGCAACAGGAGGCAGUGUGGCCAAGUGGUCAGUGUGUCGGAUUCGCCGUCCGGCGGUCCCGGGUUCGAGUACCUCUGUGGCCACUUGCUGGAUUUGUUCUAGGUCGUCCCCAGUUGAACUCGGCCACGCUUGUAAAUAGCCAACUAGUUGUUUGCUGUCUGUGGGGGUUUUAAUCCAGUUAUGUUGUAUUUGAAUUAUUUGUUUUUAAGUAUUUGAGUGGAGUUCUUGUGAAGUAGCUGGAUAAGUACAGUUUCCACUAUAAACAUGCCCUUUUUAAUCAAAACUGAACUUCGAAAAACUCUUAGGCUAAGACGUUUUCAAAAACCCAUAAUUGCAAUCCGUUGACAUCUUCUUAAAGUUUGUCCAUCCUUGCCUUCUUUUGUGAAAGGUUUGGACCCAGGAGUCAUUUCAAAAAGUAGGUUGAGUUUGAUCGUCCGGGUGAACGUAGUCGUGAAUAGGACUGUUGUUGUUGACAACGUUUUGACAACCUGUGCGGUAGUCAUCUUCAGAGUCAAAGUGAGUUGUAUCACGUCAGCUGAUGGUAUUAUACUCUGGUUAUUGAUCUGAUUGGUCAAUUACGUCGCGAUGGUAUUGGUCGUCUGUCAGUUAAGCCGUGAUGUUAUUGGCUAUGAAGACUCGUAAUCAGUAAUUGGUGCGUUUCGAUCCCUCUAUUGUCACAGUUAAACAGUCGUCUAUUUUUAGUCAAAUUGUCAUUCUCUCGUAGUCAGUUUUGCUUGAUCUACUUGCCUUCUUUUAUUCAAAUGUUUGGAGCGGUUAUUUCAAUGUUUCGCUCAAUUUGAUGACAGUCCAUACUGUGAGAAUUUUGAUAAAUGCCGUGAGAACUCCUCUAGGGUAUCAAUCAGGUGUCAGAAGCACUUACGCGCAGAUCGCUGCAGUAGCGCUUUGGCUUGAAAAAGAAAACCUUUAGAGAGAUUCAGGGUCGCGUUUACGGCAAACGGCAAACGUGAAUUUGUACCGCGUGACCAAGUUUCACCUUAACUUGUCGUCUGAUGUUCCUUACUUUUCUAAAAAAAAUGAUUCAUGAUUUUCACGCCAGUUUCAUCCAUAAGAAUUGUUAUGAGCUGUUUUUAUGUGCUUAUGUUCUGUGAGAAGUUCUCAACCGGCAUCUGACGUUUGCCAUUUGUCGGAAACGUUACUCUUAAUCUCUCUAAUAUCGUGACAUGUCCGUCGAAGAAAACGUGUCCCAGAUUUUGGACGAGUGCAUUCGUUCUUAGUUUAUAAACACAUGAAGUUAGGAGCAACAAGUCAUUAGCAUUGGCCAGACUGUGUAAUGCAACCACUUGAAUUAUCAACUUGUAAUGCUUAAAACUGACGAGGAUAUCAACUGCUUUAACCCUGUCACCACCAUAGUGAAUGAUGUAGUCUUGUAAGGUUGUUUUAUAAGCUUUCGAGUCCGUGGAGGAAACACUUGACACUAUUCUUGCGUGAACUCCGCCCCAUUCAGAAGUUAUCAAAAUCCAGGACAUUUUCAUGUGAAUUUCUAAAUUGUAACUUUGUUACUGGGAAGAUGGGAUCUUUGGCAAGUACCCCAGCAGUUUUGUUUGAGGCUGGUCUGCCUUUAACCCUUCCCUUUUUAUGAUUUGUUUAUCAGGUGAACAGGGGAAAAAGGGAGAAGUCGGAACCAAAGGAAGUCAAGGACCAAAGGGAAGUAGUGGAGAUGAAGGUACCGCUGGGGAUAAAGGUGACACGGGUGAGGCCGGUGCUGAAGGAUCCCCGGGUUCAGAAGGAAUAAAAGGCGAUAAGGGCGCACCAGGUGACAUCGGAGAAAAGGGACUUCCAGGAAUCCCUGGUGGUCGCGGAGAUGAUGGUAACCAAGGCCCUCCGGGUCCCGCCGGGCCCGAUGGUCCCAAGGGAGAGACAGGUUUGUUUUUCUACAAUAAUAGAGAGUAAAAGCGGCGACGUUUUUGAUGGACGCGCGUCAACCGGAAGUGGACUUUUUGCACACUUGAGCCGUGAUUUUGAACAAAAUUUUGGGCAGAUCGUCUCUCUAAGAGUAAAGACGCUUAGCCAUACAAAUUUGGUGGCGUCAGGGCAUAUUAAAAGAGAAGAAAAUCUCACUUCCGGUUUACGUGUGUCGCUCAAAAACGUCAUUGCUUAAGCUCCCUAAUAUGGAACUCUUUUAGGACGUACAGGCCUAAAAUAUUGGUAAGUGGAGCUUAUUGAAAACUGUUGUUAUUCUAUCGCCUUUGGACCCGGCGACACCUGCUUCACUUCUUUUAGCGAACGAAAUGAGUGCAGUGAGAAAGCAAGAUAGGUAGAUAAAUGGAUUUUAACACAAAGAGGCCUAUUUAGUAAUUUUCCCGCUGCUGAGGUCGUCCCUAUACGUAGGGGUAACGUAGGGUUACCCCUACAAAAGGAUUCUUGUAAGCAAAGCAGAAAAGCAUUCAUAGAAAAAUUCAGUCGUAUGUGAAAUAAUCUGCGAAUACAGCCAUCUUGCACCUCUCCUUAUUGCGGGGGACGUCACCAGCGACGGUGUGCUGACGAUGUCGAUGAGCCGGGAGUGAGGCGACUGUGAGCUGAGGGAGAACCGAGGGUGUGCGAUGAGAGGCGGCCGUAUUCCAAGGCUACAUGUCAACAAGCAAAAAAUAUAUCCCGCAUUGUGAGUGGCUAACCUACGUUAUCUUUCACUUAAAGAUUGCGAGUAGAGCCAGUUCUGAUGUAUAGCAAAAAUCACCAUUUUAUCCAAACAAUAAGAAGUAUUGACAAAAGUGUAUCUAUAAAAAACCACUGUGCCAUUCAGAAUAUACUCAGUAAUGGUUUUCGUUUCCCUAUUGCCUUAAAGGUACAAAAGGUGAUACUGGCCUCAAAGGACGAAUAGGUUUCCCAGGGGUUAAAGGAGACAAAGGUCUGAAAGGAGAGGUUGGUGCCCCUGGAUUAUCCAAUGCCACAGUCAUACCAGGACCGAAAGGUGACAAAGGAGAACCUGGCGAACCUGGGCCGCCUGGAGUAAAUGGUAUGUGCUAUAUUCAGUGACUGUGGUAAGCUAGACAGCAUACAAUAGCUGGCAGACUUUGCUACUGUCGCUUAACAAUCAGCUCUCCAAAGUCCUGUGGGGCACCCCAAAGUGCGUAUGAGUGGAAGGACUGCUCGCCAGGAUUUGAGUUCAACCAUUUUAAAACCUUUAUCUUUUGUAAAGCCGUUAGAGUAGGGUGAAAAACAUACAUUAAAUCUUUUUUCUUCAUGGUGAUGGAUUGGUAAUGAAUGAAUGAUUAAUAACCAGAUGAUAAAUAUAACAGAAGCACUGUCCGCAGCUAGCAAGGCUAUUUGAGGCGGGUCAGUGCGUGCAAAAUAAUAAAUUAUGAUUGAUUAAGGCUAACUAAGGAAAGUUUACAGUUUACAAAGCAAGGAAAUAAAAAUCGUAACAUGGUUGAGGACUAGACAACACGAUGGAGAAGAAAAAAUCAAUCAAAUAACAAAUUAUAAAAGUAGAAACGAGUAAGCAAGAAUUUGCUUUUGGACAUUAUUGGCUAAUUUUAAUGUAAGAAAUUUAUAAAAAAUUUAAUAAAAUUGGGCGUAUCAAUAUAGUCAUCUUCUGAAUUCAAAAUAUCAAAAAUUAAUUUACGGAGUGUUUGUCGAAUGUGAUAGGCUAUCUCAUUCCACUGCUUAGCCCCGAAGCAAGAGAAAGACAGUUGAUAUAAUUCUAUAUCGGAACUGUUAACAUAAAGAUUUCCUGAAGCCGAUGCUCUUGUAUUGUAAGAGUGGCAACUACUUGUUUUUUGAAAUAGAUUUAGAAUGUUAGUAAGUACAUUAUUGUUAUGGACAUCAUGCAUAAUAUUGAAUAAUUAUAGUCUGAUAACAUAGAAAGUUCAAGGGUAAAACGUUGGCGUGAAUGAAGAGAGGUAUUACGUGAUCGCGUCUCUCUAAGAAGGAAAAUCUGGGUUGGGGGGGGAACUCCGCAUAUGAAAGGGGUGGGGAUGCUCGUCGUCUCGCUUAUGGGUGUGAAUUUCGGAUUUUGGUCUCGCUUAGGGUGUUCUGGGCAAAACACCAUUAUAUUUAGCCGUAAAAGUCUCUUUUAGGGUUGCACUCGAAGAAAUAUUAAAAAAUUACAUAUUUUCAAUUCGUUUUGUUUACUCGAUUCAUGUGAUCAAAGUUUAAAAUGAUCGCUUUUAGGGGUCAAAAAAAGGUUGGGCCACGCCCAGAUUGGUCUCCUUUAGGAGUUUAAUUCAAAAUUUUCGACGAGCAUUCCCACCCCUUUCGUAUGCGGAGUCCCCCCGAGGAGAAUAAACUUGAAAGUCUGUGUUUAGUUCGAACUAUGAUUAUCCUAGAACAGUUAAGAUUUCCUGUUAACGUGUGCAUUGUAUUGGAAUGGGUGUUUUGAAAGAUAUUGAACUACCAAAACGUGUUUCCUGAAUUGAAGAGGGAGCUUAAGCAACCACGACGACGACCACAACGAUCUAAUGAUUUAAUGAUCAAAACAACAGCUCUGCACGUGCAUCACUCUUUUUAGUACAUUUCUUUGACGUCCACUGUACGACUACGACGUCAAACCUCCUACUUUGACGAUUUAUGGAGGACGUGGACAUACUACGACGAAUUUCCCUUCAUUUUUUUGAGCCUGAAUAAAAUCCCUAAGAAUUCAACUCCAGGAAACGUGGCCUGCAUUUGACAUAUUGAGCGGGUCCAAAUAGACGCGAUUAAGUUUGAAAGAACGCAAAUUCAUUUUUUAACCGUCGUUUUCACUGCCGUCGUCGCCGUCCUUGCUUAAUAGGGACUUUAAGAUCCAACGACGCGGACGACAACGAGAACGUCAAAAAAACAAUUGGUCUAAUUAGCAAAACAACAAAUUCGCACGUGCAUCACACUUUUUUUGUACAUUUCUUUCCCGUUUUUGCACGACUGCGACGUGAAAAUGCCUAAUUUAGCGUUUUAUGGAGGACGUAAACAAGCAACGACGAAAUUUUAUUUCUCUUUCUGAGCUUGAAUUUGGUCCCUUGAAAUUCAGCUUCAGGAGGGUUCGCCUACAGUUGACAAAGUAAGUGGAUAGGAAUAAUCGCUAUAAAGACUGAAAGAACGCAAAUUCACUUUUUAAGCGACGUUCUUGUCGCCGUCGCGUCGUUGGAUCUUAAAGUCCCUAAUAUGAGCUUCAGAUGACAGUAAAACGAUCCCAACUGGUGAGACUUAUUUUGUGUCAAACAGGUGAUCCAGGCUUAAAAGGAGAGGCAGGAGAAUUAGGACCCCGAGGCGAACAAGGCCAAAGGGGUGAACCUGGAGAUGCAGGCACAAACGGUCCGCCUGGCCCCGCCGGGGAAGCAGGUGUAAAAGGACAACCAGGACCAGAGGGACCAGCGGGUGAAAAUGGAGAGAAAGGUGCAAAGGGCCAGCCUGGAACUCCUGGUGAUCAAGGGCUUCGAGGAGAAGAUGGAGAGAAGGGUGCUCAAGGUGAUUGUGCAGAUCCGGGGGGAGGGGGGUACUCGAUACAGUUUUAUAUGGAGGCUCCGCCCCAAGGUCCAACCCCUUACUCUUAUAUAUCAAUUUUAACAGAAAAGGUACUCAUUUCGUACACCUUCUAUUCACAAAUCGUACCCAUUUCACUUUAGAAUUCUGCAUCCCUUUUAACUGCCGUUUAUGCACUGUCUUUUAAAUAUGAAUAGAUCACAAAACCAGUUUAUGCUUUGUCUUUUAAAUAUGAAUAGAUCACAAAACCAAAAGGUUUCCUUGACUCCUUCACGGUUAUAAAAUAUAUCUGUUAAUUAGCCCUUUAAGGCCUAGGUCAAAAAGAACACAUUUCCCGAACCCUUUCAUAGACUUCAGCUAGUGAGAUCCCUCCCCUUUCAUAUACCUGAGAGCUGAAAAAAGUACCCCUUUCGGGCGGCGCCUCCCCGUUUAGGCCAUUAUAGGGAGUGCCCCGGGGGGGGGGAGGCGGGGGGCAGACCAGAUAUUUUAUGGUAUUGAGCCUUCACUUCGAAUGGUGGCCAAAGAAAGUUUGUCCUGCCAGAAAAAUUGAUUUCGUUUUGUUAACUCCUAUGAAAUAAAUACAGUCGACUCCCCAUUACUCGAACCGUCGUUAACUCGAACCUCGCGCUAACUCGAACCAAAAUAGAUUUCCCCUUGAUUUCCUUCAUACAUGAACUGUAGUUUUACCCUCGGGUUUUCAAUGUAACGCUCUUACAUCUCUGUGAGGUGCUCAUCAACUGGUAUUUGUUGUAGGGCCCCAAGGUGAGCCUGGACAAGCAGCAACUGGGGUGAAAGGUGAGAAGGGAGUCCAGGGUGUAGAUGGGGAUGCCGGAGAGACAGGUCCCCAGGGAGACAAAGGAGACAGAGGAGAGGACGGUUCACCGGGAGGUCCCGGAGAUCCCGGUCCCCCUGGUGAAAGAGGUAAGUUUAUACAUCUUAUUUCUCACCCACGAAUUCAAUGCAACCAACAACUGUAGUCGAAUUUUUCUUCUGUUAUUGUUCAAAAAGUGACAACGCUGUCCACCGGAUGAAUUUCUAUCCUGUGGAUAACGCAAUUGGGUUCGUUAUUCUUGGCUUGCACUGUCACGCAAUGAAAAAUAAAAAUGCAAACCAUUCAAUACAGAAGGACUACAAUCUGGGAAAUGAAAAAAGAUAAAUAUACAAAAACCCUUGCCAAGAAUCAGGUCUGUAAAAUAUUCCAAAUGCGAGAUAUUGGGAAAAACGGUUUACCUAAAUUUAUAAAGCUUUGUAUGGAAACGCCAUGUUGGUGUCCCUUUCAGGAACACCAAUAUGGCCGCCGGAUACCAACAGAAACAUCUGUUUUCGAGUUUUCCUACUAAUGCGUGAAUUCUUCGCUUGAGGAACUCAUAAAGAUUACAGUAAUAUUUAUUCUGAGACAAGGAAUGUUUAGAUUGCAAAAUCUCCCAAAAUCGGUAAUGUUUUUAACCCACGUAAGAGCUUUCCCGGCCGCCAGCUAAAUGCCGCGUCACGCAAAAGCCUGGAAAUUGAAGCGUCUUCUCUUGCAAAACGAAGAACCCUUUCGAACCAAAAAGUUUUUUUACGUAAUGGUGUUUAGGUACUGUAAUACCUCGUGAAAGUAGAAACUCAGAAGAAUCGAUAGUUUCUUAGUUUGAUUUUUGGUGACGUCACGUGCAAGCCAAGAAUACUUAUCCGCUGGAUAGUGAUUUAUCCGGUGGGUAGGCUUAGCGCUAUCCAACAAUUGAACAGUCGAGCUCUGAUAACAAUCUUUCUACCAAGCUACAUUAUUGCUUACAUGGCCUGCGUUCGUUUUGGACUUGCAUGACGUUUUUUUACCAAUCGUAAAAGCGGAAUAGUGGCAUGAUGUGAAGUUGUGCCGUGUCUACGAGUACGAGAUUUUUUAAAGUGGUGUACGCGCGCGAGUCAGCGUCAUUUUGGCGGGAAAACGUGGUAGCCGUCGUCAUUCUACUACGACUUUUCGCGCGAAUGUCGUGGUGGCGAAAACAAGAUAUCAAAUGUUAGAAGUUUUAUCAUUCUGGGAUCGGGAGAGCGCGUAACCUCCUUCACUAAAGAUAACAAUGCUAACUUUUCUAGUGAAAAAUGGUAAAAUGAAGCUUUCCGGGGAGUCUAUAUUUUGAGAAUACGCGAAAAAACUUAAAGUCAAAUCUCGUACUCGUAGUCGUCCUCUUUCUCGAAUCUGAAGCUCUCUAAUGCUAAUUACACGCCCUUACACGCCCUUAUUCACUAUGAAUCAACUGAUGAAUAUUGAGAAACUACUUCAAGGCUGUGCUCUAAGGAAAAUUGAAGGGAACCCAGUGCUCUGAAACUGUAAAAUCUAGGGUGCCCAGCAUGUGAUUUGUAUGAAAAAUCUGAGAUUUUCUAGUCGCCCAAGGGCAAAAGUUAGGCUCCAGGGGCCAGCGGGCUCUGCUAGAGCACAGCCCUCUACUUGUGAAUGGCAAACUCACAGCUUCAUGUCACAAAUGCCUCCCAAGUAUUACUUCAAACGUUACAAGUAACAAAAAUUAACUUUGAAAGACUGUUAGGCUAACAAGUUCACAGAAACCACAAAUGCAAUCCGUUUCAUUCUUCUUUGCGUUUGUCAUUCUGGGCUUCCUUUUGUAUUUGUCGUGAUAUUUAUACCUUCUUUUAACGUUUUGAGCGGUGUUUUUAUGUUUCAUUCAAUUUAGUGGCAGUUUCCAACGUUUGAAUUUUGACAAAUUUUGUGAUACAUUAUUUCCUUGGAAGUUGAAGGGUUAGACUACGAGUAGUCCCCCAUUUUUCCUCAGGGAUAGUAGAGCGAGCGAAACGCGAUCGCGCGUGAAAAUAAUGUGAUUUCGCGUGAUUUUCACGCGCGCUCGCGUUUCGCACGCUCUACUUUCCCUGGGGAAAAAUGGGGGACUACUCGUAGUCUAUUGAAGGGUCUAUAUCACGGCUGUCUAGUUCAUUUUGUUAAUAUUUCCAGUCACACGUCCUUACUCGCUAUGGAACUUAACAAAUUACUUGUGAAUGACAAAAUCACAGCUUCGUGUCAAACAAAUAUGUCUCUCAAGCAUCAUAUCAAAGGUUGCAAACAACAAAAAAGAACUUUGAAAAAAACCGUUAGGCUAACAAGUUUGCAAAAACCCCAGUUGCAAUCCGUUUCAAUCAUCUUCAAGUUUGUCCACCCGUGACUUCUUUUGCAUUCACUGUGUUAUUAUUCCUGCUUUUAAUGUUUUGAGCAGUUAUUUUUCUAUUUUACUCAAUUUGAUGGCAGUUUCCAUCGUUUGAAUUUUGAUAUAUUUCGUGACACAAUGCCUUUGAAGUUAAUUUACGGUUUUUCAUUAAUGUAAUAGGCGCUGACGGUCCGAAAGGUGACAAGGGAACUACUGGCGAAACAACAACGGUACAAGGUCCUAAGGGAGAGCCCGGACCAAAAGGCGACGAUGGCAAUGAUGGAGCCAAUGGACAGGACGGUGCCGUGGGUCCACCUGGACCAGGGGGUCUCCCCGGGCCACCUGGAGAUAAAGGUGAGCUGUACAAGAAUGAAAAUAGAGGAGGCUUCCGCAUGCGGUGUCGCAAGUUCUAAGUUACACAAAAACGAGUCCUGUGUUUGAUACAGCUCUUACGAAAAAACGAUAAAUCUAGCUAAAAUUUCCAACAUUUUUGCGGUGAUGGUCCCCUGCGUAGAAGUUUUAUUUUAUUUUUUUUACUCGUCACGCAACGAUCUUUCCAAGGAUUGCGUGACAAGCUAAGGUCAUUAAAGCCCUGACGCCUAAAUGUUAGGCUCUUGUGCGAGGGCGGUUUGGUUUUGAUCCGAUAAACUUAUUGUGUACGCUAUAUUCAUCAAGGAGGGGUAUUAUGUAGCUUGUUCCAGGCUCUCAGAUGGUAGGGAUGACUUCUUAGUGAAAGGCACGCGAAAAUAUGAGCGCGUGAUCUGGGGGAACAGGCUAGUUAUCAUGUGGGAGGGCACUUACUUGAUUUUUAGCCAAAAGGGGGACGCGUAUUUGAAGCGGGUCGGGGCUAAUUCGAGCGUUAACGGUAGCUCUUCUAUGAUUAGCCAAAGUAACGUCUUCAUGUAUUUGAUCUUAUCAAGUACGCGUUCUAAUAAUUCGUAACCUGUACACAGACGUUGUUCAUCUUUUUCUUUUCGAAAACCGACGAGCACAUGAGCGCGGAGUGAAAGAACGAGGGCGUCUAUUUUCUCUUUUCCUCACCCCAUUGCACUAGCGGAGAGUCUGGAACAGGCUAAAAAAUAUUGGCCUCACUCCUUACUCAACAGGUGCGACCGGAGAAAGAGGUGAACGGGGUACAAACGGAUCAAAGGGUGAUCCGGGACCGGCAGGUGUUAAUGGAGACCAGGGACCACCUGGAGAGACUGGUGCGGCUGGGGACCCUGGAGCAAAAGGAGAAGCAGGCGUUCAAGGCUUUCCGGGUCGUACUGGAAAAGAUGGCGACCAGGGAGAGAGGGGAUUAGAAGGACCAAGCGGCCAGGAUGGUGCCAAAGGAGAACCGGGCCAAAAGGGUAAGAGGAUAGUUGUCUGAAUAUCAAAACUCAAGAAAAUGGCGAAUUCUUUUUUUCGUUAUAUCAACAAAGGCUUAGACACCGACAAAGGAAAAUUACAAAGGAUGAAAGAAAAGCUUUCAGUAUGGUUUAAGUGCCGUAAUUUCCAGGCACUCCACUCAUAAAAUCACAAAUAAAUAAUCUUGAUGUAACAAUUCAACCUAUUGGUGGGAAGAGGAGCGGAACUAGAACCCUAGUCUGCCACACAGCCGUUUUUAGUGUCGUCACGCAACGCUCCGAGCGUUGCGUGACGACACUAAAAACGGCUGUGUAGCAGACUAUUAGAACCCGGGAUUGACUGAAGUUUUUGGGUAUCAGAUAUGCUCAUUCUUCACAUGGCUGUGGUCAUCCGCCAAGUGGUAUUUUUAUCAAUUCUUGCUAGCUAGUUAUGAAAAAUUAGCCGCGGGAUUAAGCCAGUCAGAGACGAAGAAAUAUUUUUUAUGAUAACAAUAUCUUUUAGAGUACGAACUUAUCUACUCUGGAGACAGUUUACGGAAAUAUCAGGUAACGAUGAUCGUUACUUCGUCCUUGUGUGGAGGACGGAAGCGGUGAUGGAACUCACUCGGAACAUACCGUCAGAGAUCAGUGUUACAUCCCGUGAAUUGGUUCAAUUUUAAGAAAAUUCUAGUGUCCAAGCAAUGUGCUGCUUAAGGAAACGAGUUUUAACAGGAUGGCCAGUGUGAGCGUGUUUGUGAGUGUGUUUGUUGUGCUAUUGGAGCUACAGUAAUAGCCCGCGUAUAAGAACCUGAAUUUUUCAAUUUAGCCUAAAUAGGUUCUUAUAUAAACGGUACUUAAAGCAAAUUUAGGCUACCGAGGUUCUUAAAAUAGGUUCUUAUAUUUUCAUAUGAAUUUCAUCUGAAUAUACUAUAUAUAUUAUAAAUAUCAUCUGAUAAUACAGUAUAAAUCAUUUAUUUGUACCAUAGAGCAAUGCCUAUAGGCAGUUCAGUGCAGGUACAGCAUAUGUCCUAGAUGAUGAUCUUAAUUCAGCAGUUUCUACCUAUACACUUUUACAGCAACCCCACUGAUAAGAACCUAACUUAAAAUUUUAGCCUAAAUAGGUUCUUAUGUGGAGGGGGCUUAAAAUGAAAAUUUUAGCCUAACAGGUUCUUAAAACCCAGGUUCUUAUACGCGGGCUAUUACUGUAUUUGUUUUUCGAACUAGCGAUAUAAUAACUUUUAUACCGUAAACUUGCUCUUAAAAACCCUGGGCUUAUACAGCUUCGUAAGGGAUUUUGGGAGAGUUUAUGAACGGGGGGCCCGGGGGCGGGGGCUUAGGACCGGACUAAAAAAUAAAAAGGUGUUUCAAAACAAGCUAACAGCAGUGCUGAUCGAAAUACAUUUUGAAUUUACACGCCUUUUUAACCUUCAAGACGUCGUAAAAUAUUAAUUUAUUUCGAUACAAGCUGGGGGGGUGGGCGGGCCUAUAUACCGGUUGUAUUUUUGUUUACAGGGCCGGGUUGUUCAAAUCAGGGUUAAGAUAACCCAGCGUAAGUGCGACAUUUGAAUUCAGAUUUCAAAGCAAAGCAAAAUCAGUUUUAUUCUUUUCGUCUACAGUUUGAUGAUUGGAUGGCCUAAAAAGAAUAGAGAAAAUAAUCUGGGAAAAUUCUUUUGAAGAAAAGGAAAAGAAACCCGGGUUAAGAUUUAACCCUGUGUUAGCGCUAGUCUGCCUUUGAACAACUGGGCCCAGGUAGAUAGGGCUAUAACUAAGGGAGGGGGCUUAUAAGUAGGGUGGGGAUUAUAGACGGACGUUUACGGUAAGUGCAGUUUGGAAUACAAGGGUUACACAAUCCCUGUGUUUUGUAACUACAGGCGAUCAAGGAAACCCAGGAGAAGGAGGCGCAAAUGGAGAACCUGGACUGAUGGGUUCACCCGGGGAGCAAGGAGAACCUGGGGCUAAAGGAGAAGCCGGUGCCGUUGGUGCACAGGGUCCCCAGGGACCUAGAGGAGAUCGCGGUACCGACGGCCUUAAGGGUGAAGCCGGCGAAAAGGGCGCGGAUGGUCUGGAUGGUGAUCCCGGAGAUCCUGGACCUCCGGGAAUAGAGGGAUUACUCGGUGCUGCCGGAGAUCCUGGUGAACCCGGGGCGACUGGAGCACCAGGAGAAAAGGGUGACCCUGGAGUGGGUGUGGGUAAGAUACUCCUUUUUUUUAUUUUAUUAUUUUUAUUUUAAUUUAUUUUACCAGCUUUUCUGGACACAGCCCUCCCUGAAUGCGCACGAACGGGACUCAGGUCCCUUGCAAGAUGCCAUCCCUACCCAUUCCCACAACCCCUAAAGGUUUUUUAUCAAUAAACCUUUACCCUUUAAACUUAACCUUUAAAUUUUCUAUCAAACUAAAAAGCUUUCAUCAUUUUGCUCGAACAAAGAAUCCAAACCCUAUGCAUCUUAAAUCUCAUGUGAUUUACAAACUGACAUGUCCUGCUUGUAAUGCUGAAUACAUGGGCAAGACUGAUAGAUGUCUCAGCGUAAGAUUAGAUGAACACAGCUCUGACCAUAAUUCUGCAACGUUCCAACACUUACACAGCGCCGAGGCAUUUAAGUUUUUGUUUUCUCUGAAUAAUUUGCCUGGCUGGUUUAAGCCGAUGUAGCUAAUUUCACUUCCCACGUUCACCAAAGUAUUUCGAAUAACGCAGGAAUUAUUAUAUGCAACAAUAACUAUAACCACUUCUGUUUUCUGGGAUCUUUAUUAAUUAAGAGGUACAUACCUCAACUUAACUAUGGCAUUAAAGCUGCCAAAGAGCUUGUAUUGUUUUAGCUUUAGGUUUAAUUUGAAUUUCAGCAUUUUUGUUGUUCCUUCCUCCACAUUCUCGUCACAAUUAUUAGUUUGUUAAUAUUCAGUCACACCUUUCUGGCUAGCUCUCUUUAUAAGUUCAGCGCUUUUCCAUCUUGUAUUUCACGUUUGAUAAUGGUCUUGAAAUAAGAACCGAAAUAUUACGUUUAUUUAUUUUGUGUCAAUUCUUGCUUAUACUUAUAUUUUAAGUUAGCAAGAUGUUUUUCCGAGUUGUUUUUGUAUUAUAUUGUUUGUCAAAGUAUGAGGCGUUUUUCUCCAAACCAGUUUGCAAGACUAUUUCUCUUAAUAACUGCCGUAACGUACUGCUUAAACCCUAUCAGUUUUGCGAUGAAGGAUAAGCGGCUCUAACGUUUGUCAUCAGUCUUUCAACACGUGAAGAUGACAUGUUUUCGCGCGAAUGCUCACCUGGCAUUUCAUUGGUGGUUAGACGUUUCUUUUUCAUGUUCUUUAAAUGAGCAGUGUUGCUACAAGGAGAAAUUCAGUGUUGAGUGGACACCAUAAAGGCUGGUUUUCACUAGCGACGGAGUCGGAGUCGUAAGCGAAGACCUAAGAGCGCUUAUGACCUAGUAAAUAUGAAAAAUCGGAGUCGUAGGCGGAGUCAUAAGCGCGACUGAAUCGGAGUCAGAAGAAUCAGAACUUUUCCAUUUCUUCCGACUCCGCUUACGACUCCGUCGCUUACGUUCCGCUUAUGAUCUAGUGAAAACCAGAUUGUCGGAGUCGGAUGCAGAAACGGAAGAACUAAACCAAUCACAAUGCACGUUCCCACGCUUUGUGACUGGUUUAGUUCUUCCGCUUCUGCUUCCGACUCCGACAAUCUGGUUUUCACUAGAUCAUAAGCGGAAUCGGAACGCUGUUUUCGCUAGAUCAUACGCUCAACGCUUCUGAUUACGACUCCGACUCCGUCGCAAGUGAAAACCAGCCUUAACUGGUUAAGAUGUUUACUUCAGGAUUUUCUGACUGGCGGGGUGUUCAUAAUGCGUUCAGAGUUCUAUAAUUUCAAGUAUCCAUCGUAGUAGCCUCGUACGCAGACGUUCUUUUGGCUUGUCACGCAAUCCUCCCCAACAAAAGGAGGGAGGAACGUUCGUGAGGAAGGAACGCGUGACGAAGCCCUAAUGACGUCUGUGUGGGAGGCUACCAUUGUAGCGGUCUUUCUAAUGUAUAGUGUGUUAUUGCCCUUCGUAGGUGAAAAAGGUGACCAAGGCGAUGUUGGUCAGCAAGGAAUUAGCGGUCUCCAAGGGGACCCAGGUAGCGAGGGAGCUCGGGGAGCCCAAGGACCUCCGGGACCCAAGGGAGAGAAAGGCAACCAGGGAGUUGAUGGGGUCCAGGGAGAGAAAGGUACGUGAUUGUCUGUGUUAACUUAUAUCAACAUUCAUUUUCUUGAUACUAUUCUCCAUACAUUUCUUAUGCUAUUGUGAGGAGAGUUUGCUUCCCGUUAUAAACGGAAUAGGCUCUUUGCAGGUGGCAGGUCAGGUGUUAGAGCUUGAUAUCAUUUUCCGGCUGGCACCGGUUAAGUUGUCCUGUCAAACCUGUUCUUACUUGGACACAACCUGUUCUUGGCCGGAUAUCUCUAUAAAAAUUCCUUGGUCUGUCGUAUUUUUCUUUUCCCUUUUUUCUUAUCGAACUCCAGUAAUGUCCAACCUUAUUAAAAAUCUGAAGUUCUGAAUUAAAUCUUCCAUUAGAAGCGUAACUUGAGAAAACAGCCGACAUUUGGCGACGCUACCACUGGUUUCCCCGCGGAAUGACGUCUGAGAAACGUGUUGAGAAAUUCCAUACUGAUGACGCGGCACUACCCAGAUCUGGGUAGUGCUUCUGAUUGGUUGAAUCAAAUUUCCCACGUGGCACGACCAAUCAGAAGCAGUACCUAGAUCUGGUUAGUGACGCGUGAUCAGUAUGGAAUUUCUGCGCCCGUUUCUCAGACGUCAUUUUGGCGGGAAACCGAUGGUAGCGUCGCCAAAUGUGGGCUGUUUUUGCAGGCUAUUAUCAGCGUAAACGAUCGGACAGAAUGUCUGGUCACUCAAGGAUUUUACCGGACAAAGCUUUUUGUUGAUCGGCCAUUGUCCGUUGACCGACCGUUAUUUCAAGCCUAGCCUGCGAAAACAUUCGUUUCUCCUCGCUCUUCGUCGCUGAGGACGUUUCGCGCGGAGGAACGUCUGCGACGCAGCGACAGAAAUUCCAUACUGAUAACGUAAAAUCUGUCCAGAAUCCGGUCAGAAGCGCUGAUUGGUCGACGGAGCAGUUACAUUGUUUUAGCUAUUGUUUACAAAUGACACACCAAAGACAAAAGGCCAAAAAGGUCAAAUGUAAACACGAAGAAUCUCUAACAAAACAGUCAAUAUUUGUGCAAUAUAGUCUUCUCUAGAAGAAGCAUUUGAGUUUUGCUGGAGCUCGUGGGCAGAUCAACACAACACUUUACCAAAAUCGACCAGAAGGCACGCAAAAUUAGACAAAUUUAUAUUUGGAACCCCGUGACUACCGGAUUUAUUAUGUAAACAUUGAUUUGCGUCAUCAGUAUGGAAUUUCUGUCACUAAGUCGCAGACGUUCCUCCGCGCGAAACGUCCUCAGCGACGAAGAGCGAGGAGAAACGGAUGUUUUCGCAGGCUAUUUCAAGCCCGGUCAGAUGGUUCAAAACUGCCUUGCCGGGACGCGCAAGGAACGAACUGGGACAGGCCAAACAAAGAGCUCACAACGUUUUGAAUAGUCAUUUUCCUACAGUGAUGUCAUCGUACAAUAAAAGUUCUCGUAGGCGGACGCCCUUGAGAUCUCCCUCGGGACGCGAAAAGGGUGUCCGUAACUGGAGCGGUCCACUUACGACUGGUUCUCGUAUGCGGCCACUAGAGGUGUAUGGGAUACAUGGCCGCUUAUGGGAGCUUACCCAAAAGAACUGUUUGUUAGUGUUUGGCUAUAUUGUUGUUCUGACAACGUUGUAGUUUGGUCGGCACAGGAAUAAAAUGCCUUCAAAGUGUAACCUGGCUGAUGUUUUAGUUAAAAGGACAAACACGCAUACACUGAAACUGAUAUAAAUUCAUUGUGAAGAACAGUAAUUUGAAGUUGAUUUAUACAAGAUUCAGGGGAGAUUGGGAUUUCAUUUCGGGUGUCCGCUUGUGGGAGCUUAAAAACAAAACCAAAAUCGAACUUGUAAACCCUGACAGUGUCCCAGUCCGCAGCCGCCUACGGGAAGGUAAAAAUGCUGGGUUUGUAUUAGAUUUGAAACAGGGUUUGCGAACGUGGCCAUAAGUAGACCUGCCCUCUUAAAAAAGUGUCCGUUAAGAGAGCUUCCACUGUACUUUGUAACAACUAAAAUCCAUUUGCAUGCGAAGAAAUGACCCUGGCCCCGUAAUCCAGAAUUUCAUGGUCCGGAUUAUCCCUGCUCCUUUGAAGUAUCCUCUGUAUUCUGUACAGAGGCAACUAUAUAAAGGGAUUAGCCCCACCAUCCUUGUGUAAUAAGUUUUCGACAAGAAGCCAGGUGCAUACUAGAAAUACUAGGAAUAAAGAUAAACUUCAUAUACCAUCUUUUAGAUCAGCAACAGGUCAGCGAUCUUUCUCAUAUAGGGCUGUUCAGCUCUGGAAUGACCUUCCAGAAAGUUAAGCAAACAUAGAGUCAUUUAAUGUGUUUAAGAAUGCGAUUUAAGGACGUGCACUUGACGAGUUUUUAAGCCAUUGACACUCAAUAGGUGUAAUUAUACAUAUUUUAUAUUUUUUAAAUAAUAUGGUAAUUUUUUAUCAUUUUCAAAUGUUUAUUUUAGAUUUCUAUCGGUUAUAUUAGAUUUUAUUGUAAUUGGGAUGUGAAAACCCAUUUUAAUUGGAUGUACCAAUAAAGUUGAUUGAUUGAUUUAAUCAUUUUCUUCUUCAGGCGAUCCUGGGCUUGAUGGUCUCACCGGACUCCCGGGUGAAGAUGGAGAACAGGGACUGCCGGGUCCGCCGGGUAGUUCCGGACUUCCGGGGCCCCCAGGUGAAGCAGACUUUGGAUUUUACGUAGUAAGGCACAGUCAAACCACGGACCUGCCUGUAUGCCCGCAAAAUACAGUAUCCCUGUGGGAAGGAUAUAGCUUGCUAUACGUGCAGGGUAACGAGCGCGCUCAUGGCCAAGAUUUGGGACAGCCAGGCUCGUGUCUACCCAAGUUUAGCACCAUGCCCUUCCUGUUCUGUAACUUGAACGAGAACUGUAACUUAGCUUCGAGGAAUGAUUACAGCUUCUGGCUAUCAACCACUCAACCCAUACCGAUGAUGCCUGUAAGUGAACAAGCCAUCAAGCCUUUCAUCAGCCGCUGCCGAGUGUGUGAGGCACCCGCCAUGGUCAUGGCAGUUCACAGCCAAAGUAUGGUGGAACCUGAUUGUCCAGAGAACUGGGCACCACUUUGGAGAGGUUACAGUUUCCUCAUGGUAAGCCUGUGGUUGUACUCCCGCGCAAAUAAAAAAAAUUAACCAAAAACUUUACCUAAGUUCACCCAAUUCGCCUCGUUUGUUGUUUUGGAUAUUGUUGUUUUUUGUUUGUGUAGAGUUUAUGACGCUCGAACAUUGAUUUUUGCCAGCGUUUUUCCUUUACGAAAUGCAACUAGUCCAUGAGUCCAAAAAAGGCAAUUUCGUAGCAACCCCAUGAGACAUAGGUUCCUUGGUAUCAAAUUAAAGCUUAGGGUGUGCUAGUCUGUUUCGAGGCUUGUAAUUUUAGCUUAAACGAGAAAAUAUGGGGUUUAUUCAUCCACAUAAAAAAAUGGCGUUAACGGUGCAAAACAUACCAAAAUAAAUUGUCCGGAGUGAAUUCCGUCCUUCAACUGAAUCACGUGGAGGUAACUAAUAAAGUAGCACCGUUGCUAAUGUAAUUUCUCCUUUUUUCCCGUCAGCACACAAGCGCCGGUAACGACGGGGCGGGGCAGCUUCUCUCAUCACCAGGCUCUUGCCUUGAGGACUUCCGAACCAGUCCCUUCAUAGAAUGCCACGGUCGUGGAACAUGCCAUUACUAUGGAAGCACUUAUAGUUUCUGGCUAUCGAUUGUCAAUGAGCAGGACCAGUUUGUGAGACCAUCCCCACAGACCAUAAAAGCAGGCAGCCAACGCCAACAUGUCAGCAGAUGUACCGUCUGCAUGAAAAACGCGUUAAAUGGAAAUGGAAACGGAGGGGGAGGGGUUGUUGACCCGCUCUCCCCCGGUGGGGGUGACUUACCUAACUAA